UAACAAGUGUGUGUGCGUGUCUGUCAAGUUACAAGCCCUGCCUUUACAUAAUACUGGUAGUACAGGUUGGCUCUUGCUGUCAGAGAGCUGCCAGGUGCUGUCUGUUGUUAGUGUGGAAGCGAGGCUGUGGCUGUGGUGCCUGUUUAGAUACUCACUCUUUUUGAGAGGGCACAAGGUGUACAUGUAAGGUUUGGCAGAUACUGACCUCAAAGGUAAGGCCAUGUCUCUUUCUGACUUUUGCCGGUUGUCAUGUUAUGAUAAAUUGAGAGACUAAUACUCCUUAUUAUUUUAGUGAUGUUGGGAAAUGCAGUGCUGUCCUGUAAUGUAUCCUUUUUCAGCAAGGCUCAAUCCAAGUGUUACCCAAGGAACUGACCUUUUUCCCUUCAUAUUUCUGAAAAAUUAUACUUGGAAACUAAGUUAACAUCCAGUGCUGUGAUCUGAGGCACCCUGUUUAUAACAUUUAUAACGGUUAAUACUUUUAUUUGCAUUGCUUUUGUUGUCCGCAUACAUUGAUAAAGACAUGGCUAAAGAAAUUCAAGCUUUGACCACAUAACCAUACAUCAAAUGAUAAGAGAGUCAUCCUUAAUUUUACUUACCACAGUUAUGUAUGCCAAGAAAGCAGAAUCUCGCUGGAAUGUGAUUAACAUUUGCAAUCAGUGGAAGGGUCGUUCCACCAAUUCGGUGCCUUUUUGAGAAGUGUAACUUGAUCUCAAAAAACUUUAGAUUUCCCAUCUCAAGAGAUUAAAUAAAAAAUGACUAUAGUAAGUGCCUAUUAAGUGCCAAAUAAAGUAACAGGUUUGACUGUAACAGGGUUGAAUAUUUCUUCUUAAAUCAGAAACAAAUCCCCUUGUGACAGGGGGAAUGGAAGCUUGUUGUGUGCAAUAGGGAGUGGCAAUUGAAUGUAAUCUGAAAUGGAAAAAGAAAUUGUUAAAACAUUUCUAGCCUAUCUAUGGGUAACAGGGUUGACGUGUUAUGCUCGACCAGCUCAUAUUCCCACCACAAAACAGACAAUUGCCAGAAAUAGUAGAACCAGCUCAUCUGCUUUUACUCUAUGAUUUGACUAUAAGAUGUUCAAUGUUUCCUUUGAAAUAAAUAUUUAAAAAGGAAUAGUUUCACCAUAUUAAAACAAGAGUUCAGUUCACGUAACACGGUUGACCUUAAAAUGAGACAGAUGUAUAUGAAUCACUAAUAACAUUAAAUGAAUAAUGAUCUUCAGAAAUUAUUUAGUCAAAGCAACAAAAUAAUUAGGGCUUUACAAUGAUGUUGAAACUUGGAGAAAUGUUGGGAUUAAGUGGAUUCAAAUUUUGCUAGAAGUGACACAGGGUUGACGAAGGGACAUGUCAAAAUACUGAAUUUUGGCACUUUAGCAAUCCUUUAUUCAGGUAAAAAAAAUCAGAUUUAUUGAAUUAUCCAUGUGGUCUAUAUUAAAGGGCUUUUAAAAUUCAAUAUUGGUGCACAAUUUCUACUUAAAAUAUCAAAGGUACGCAAAGGGAACUCUUUUCGUGGAACGACACGGAAAUAUGUAGCCUACAUCAAAUAUACUAAUUAUAAUGGAACGUCGUAGCUUUCAAGUUUAUAGUAUGUUUGACUUUGUUUGAGCAAUACUUUAAUUCAUGAAAUAUUUCGUAAAAGGAAAAUAGAGAACCUGAAAGGUAAAAAAAGUAUUUUACAGUAAGUCACAUACACACACAGACAAGUGUGCCCACACACACACUCACUGUCACUAUGGCAGGUUUUUUAUGAGGGGUACCACUUUACCUGAUUCGGUCAACCCAACUAAAUCUCUCUAAAAUUAAUAACAGCAGGAUUACAGUCGAUGUCCACAAAUCUAAGUAGCAUAACAAUGUAAUUGCAUAAAAAUCUGUGACUUUAGAGACUUCUGGGGUUUUGCAUGGGAUGCGUCUCAAUCUACUACAUCCGCCAGUGUUGGCCUUCCAUAUCAGCUGUGGAAGGUGGCAGAGCUACAGUGGUGUUUGUAUAGCCAGGAGACAUCCUGAAAACCGAUCUUCUCAGAAAAACCUCUGUAAUGUCUGAACUAAUAUGACCCCACUAUGGAAAGCUGAGACACUCACAAACACGGUCGUGUUGGCUGUUUUACUCUACUACGUCCACAAGCUUCACAGAACUCGUCUGAAGGUCACCGGUGACAGUAAGGUAAAAAUGAAUAGAAAUGAAUAGGGCAUUUCCACGUCAAGAGCUUUCUACAGUAUAUCUCUUAGAUAUAGGAAACAUACGUCAAAACAUGAACUAUCUGUUUUGCCAUGUAUGAUUGUGUUCUUCAAUGCGUUUCUGUGGGCUAAUACCAGUAAGGCCAAAUUCAAUGUUUCAUCAAAUAUAUACAUUACCUUCAGAAAGUAUUGAUCCCCCUUGACUUAUUCCAUAUUUUGAUGUGUUACAGCCUGAAUUCCACAUUUAUUACAUCGAUUCUCUUUCUCACCCAUCUACACACAAUAUCCCAUAAUGACAAAGUGAAAACAUGUUUUUUUUUUUUUUGCACAUUUAUUUAAAAUGAAAUACAGAAAUAUCUCAUCCAUGUUGAUUCUGUCAAUGCCUGUGUAGACAGCGAUUGUAUUUGACAGAAUGAGAAAGUGUCUAUGUGGGUGUGUUUGUGCCUACGUGUGUAUGUUCCUCACCCAUGUUGGAGUGAAUUCAUGCUCCUGGUAAAUUCCACUGUAACCACUAUAUGUAUAGCAGGUGUACAACCCUAAUUGCACCUGCCUUUCAAUACUGUUGUUUACAUGUUAUGCAGUAUCUCCAUGUCCUUUCUGAUUUUGAUUAUACAUAGUUGUGCAGUUGCUUGUCUUCUAAAUUCCUUUUAGGUUUUUGAACUAGUUAUUUAAUGUCAGUCUAUCUGGUUUGUUUGGAUGUUUGUCCUGCUGUAUCAUUGUGCUAUUGUGUAAUUGCUGUGCUGCCCUUUUAGUGUACUGGAAGGUAGAUAUAUGCAAAGCCUAGUAAAUAUAAAAAAAACGCCAUAGGCAAGAAACAAGUUCGGAGGGGAAAUACAUCAAAACAAAGGGAAGGGCAACUGUGUUACGUCACACCGGGUUUUUGUUGUUGUUGGAAAGGCAUCAAACAGGAAUUUUAAUGAUUAAGAUUUGUUUCACUGCUUGUUUCAAAGGCUAUGUUAAGUUAACAAGCAGAAUGUCAUAGGUCAGAAGUGACCCCGAAAACACCUGGGUAGUCUCUCUGAGUACAGUCUUUGAAAAAAGGGUUCUAACUAGAACCAUAGAGGGUUCUUCAGCUUGUCCCCAGAGGAGAAUCCUAUAUAGUUCUAGUUAAAACCCUCUGGAAAGGGUUCAGGGGUCAGUUAAAAAGCUUCUUCAGAUGAAAAGGGUUCAUGGUAGAACCCUCGUGUGACCCUUUCUUCCAAAAAGGGUUUCUUCUUUGGAUGAAAGGGUUAUAGGUAGGUUUGUUUGUACAUGGAUAGAGUCUAUGCCAUGGAUUUCAAACAUACAAAUCCAUCCCCCCUCCCAAAAACAACUAGGAAGAGGCUGUACGGACACGCCUGGUGCCCAAAUUUUAUGACGUAGGUUGCACAGCUGAGAGUCGAGUUGAGACUAAUGACUGUUUUGUCAGUGGUCCUGAUGAACCCCUCCCAGCUACACUAUAUGGCCAAAAGUAUGUGGACUGUGGCUACCAGCCCCAGUGCAUAGUGACAAGUGUAAAGUUUGGUGGAGGAGGAAUAAUGGUCUGGGGCUGUUUUUCAUGGUUCGGGCUAGGCCCCUUACUUCCAGUGAAGGGAAAUCUUAACGCGACAGCAUAAAAUUACAUUCUAGACGAUUCUGUCCUUCCAACUUUGUGGCAACAGUUUGGCGAAGGCCCUUUCCUGUUUCAGCAUGACAAUGCCCCCGUGCAGAACGCGAGGUCCAUACAGAAAUGGUUUGUCGAGAUCGGUGUGGAAGAUCUUGACUGGCCUACACAGAGCCCUGACCUCAACCCCAUCGAACAACUUUGGGAUGAAUUGGGAAUGCCGACUGUGAGCCAGGCCUAAUUGCCCAACAUCAGUGCCCGACCUCACUAAUGCUCUUGUAGCUGAAUGGAAGCAUGUCCCCGCAGCAAUGUAGUGGAAAGCCUUCCCAGAAGAGUGGAGGCUGUUAUAGCAGCAAAGGGGGAACCAACUCCAUAUUAAUGGCCAUGAUUUUGGAAUGAGAUGUUUGACGAGCAGGUGUCCACAUACUUUUGGUCAUGUAGUGUAUUUUUUUAAAUGGUAUUGAAAAUCAUACCGUUGGUAUUUCUAAACACCCAGUAUACAGUAUACCGCCCAAGCCUAACUGUGUAACAAAGCCAUAGCUCACACUGUGCUAAAAGCACUGUGCCAAAAACAAUGCAGUGAGUGCAAUGUAUGUCCUUCUCUAACAACAAUAUCGACCCCUCAAGCCAGUGCAGUACACAACUACAAAAGAUGAGGCUUGAUGAAAGCAGAUGUCAUCCACUGCUCCCCUCUCUUCAAUGGAGCUAAGACCCAUUGCAUUAUAAUCAUUCAAAUUGUGUGGGUGUAAAUGGAUGUCGUCGUGCACAUGUUUAGUGAAGGGAGGCAUGGGGUGGUAGUGCAGGGUGAGGAGGGUAUGGACAGAGAGGCAUGCCUGUACUUCCUCUCCUCCUAUUCUUUAAUGCUCUGUGAAUAGUCCUGUGGCCGUGGCUUUGUCCAAGUCAUUGUCGGGCGGCUUAGAGAGCCUCUUUGCCAAGUGAGAGGCUUUGCCGACAUAUGUCACUUCAGUGAAUCUCCCGUAGCUCCUUUAGCCGCUUGAGUGGAAGGGCGGGUGAGAGGCAUUCACUGGGCGAAAAAUAAGCAACGUGAAGGGUGAGCUGGAAUGCUCACUGUCUGUUCCUGUCCGGUGUGCCUGAACUUGCACAGCACAGAUUUCUGAGGCUUUUAAAUGGACUUUCAGUGCAGCUGAUUUGCUCACAGCCUAUAGGCAUCCACAGUUGAAAAAUGACACAAAUGCCAGUGAGUAUACUCUAUUUUUCAUGCCAUUUACUUUAUGUUGUUGUUCUUUGGAAAUACGUUUUUUUUAAUGAUUAUAGUAUGUUUUGAAUUUCAAGUCAGUAAGUAAUGAGGUAUAAUACAAUGUGUGUUUUGAGUUGCUGUGGUAAAGGGAUUAGCAGUGUGGUGGACCCACACUCAUUCCUCGGCCGACUAUUGGUCAUGUAAACACAAUCCCUGGGGAUUUUAGGGUUCAUUAUCCUGUCGUUGUCUGGUAAUAGAUCCCUCUGCUUCCAAACAAAUGUUGGGAGCAUGUUUCCUGUUUAUAUCCCAAAGCCAUGCGUUUUUUCAAUACUGCUAGAAUGGACUAUAUCACAUUAAUGAAUUCAUUGAUGUUUUAUUUCAUCCAAAUUUGGCUAUUUGAGUAAAUGUAAACUGGGAGGUUAUUGCAUGAUCUGCCAUGCACAUACUGUACCGUGAGGAAGCCCAAUAAUUUGCAUAAUCCAAAAGGUUAUUUACGUAUAUGAAACAGAGGCUUUGUUUAGCUUGAAUGAGUUACAUCCUUGGUAAGGUCAGGUAUGAUGUUGAUUCUUUGUUGUCAGGGUCAACUAAAUCUGGAUAAAGGGUCAAAUUCUGUCACUUUAAGCAAGGCUGCCCGCAUCUUAUGGACUCUUAACUGUUUUACUUUUUUUUUUCUUUCUGCGAUUAUAAACUAAUCACAGGUUUUCAGUAUGUACAGAAAUAUUGGAGUCUUUUUGUGUGUGUGUUUUUGUUGUUGUUUUGUUAUGUUUUUAUGUGGUACAUCGUGCGACUGUUUUACCAUACCGUAGUUGCUGUAACAUAGAUUAGGUUUAUGUCUGUCGCAAAAAGGCAACCAACUAUUCAAUUCCAAUUUAAAUUCAAUUCACAAAUUGAAAACUAAGCCUCAAUGAGAACAUUGGGCAAUUUCAAAUCUGUUACUUGACUCUAAUUGUUGAAUUGGACUAAUCCUAGCCCUUGUGUACAGUAAUUGACAUAUUAACCUGCAUUAACCCAUAUUACUAACUAGGACCAACCGGCAAUGGCACACUCCAUUGUGGGAGGUUGGCAUGAGAUACAUAGUUGUCCUGCUUUCGUGACUGAGGGAUUAGUUUGUUGAGUGAGCCCUUUGGCAAUGCCACUGUGGCUGGGCUGGUUCAUUCGGAGAUCUGUAACCCACAGCACCCACAGGCUUGCUACAAUAAACAAACGUAAGCCUACCCUCUCUAGCAAUCAUCCAUGGCAGUAUCUUAUAUUAUGUACCAAUAAGGUUUACUGUAAGCAUGCCAUUUGAUGCCACCAUCCCAGUUUUACAAUCAGGGGUAAUCUCAAACAACUGGAAUGUUUUACAACAAUGAUGUACCAAUGAAUUACACCCGUCGAGAGAGGAUGUGCGAUACAGGACAUUACCGUUAUUCAGAAGAGUGUUUAACUGUCUUUCAAUACUUGGAUUGGAGUAAGGAAAGACAUGGUGAUUGCCUAGCCUGGUUUUAUUCAGUAUUUGCUUGGGCAAUGGUGCUGCCAGUUGUAUUUAUAUUAUUUUAGACUGUCUGAGGGGUAGUCUAUCAAACUGUACCCAAUGCAUUUUAUAUAUGAUUGUACUAGUACAUAUAGGCAAUUGAACUGCUCUGCUUCUGUUUAUUUACUGAUUGUAUAGGCAAAGCAAAUUGCCCCUUGGGCAAUUCAAGAUUAACUUUUCUCCAAUCAAAGUCAGUAUAGGGAUGCUGUUUAUGUUGCCGAAACGGUCCAUGACUCUGUGAUGCAGUACACACUUUUAGUUUUUGUUGUCCUAGGCUACCUGGCAAAAAUGCUUGCACGCUAGUCUAACUUACUUUCAUGGCCAACGAUGCGCCAGGCCAGCUAGUUAACAUUAACAUACUACAUUAGCUACAUGUUGAACUUCCAUCCUCUCAGUCCAGGGGCACAAUGUAGUAAUUUAUGGUUGGAUCAGAAUUGCCGUUGUAAUCAUUGGCCAGUACGGAGAAUUAAGUAAAACCACAAGUCCAAAUCCCUAUUUCCAUCCAUGGCUAAUUUAGGAAAGGGAGGAUUUUAGCUAGUUAGCCACCGGAGGACCACGGCAAAAAGAGAUGUAACAAUUUAAGUUCUUCUUUUUGGUGCGCCAGGACCAUUCACAGUUGAGCUCGCUCAGUUUAGCUCAACGCUGAUUGGCUAUUAUUAUUAUUUUUUAUUAUCAACGGAGACCAAAUGCUGGCUGGCUUCCCUUGCAUUCAAUGCUAUGGGCGGAAACAAUGUCAUACUCAUUUUGACCAGACAGCAUCAGACAUUUGGGAUACACAUACUGAAAAAGAGGGGCGCUGUUUCGCUCGCUCGGAUGCUUUCUCCAGUGAGAUACAUUCAGCCUCUUGCGAAUUGAAGAAAAAUUAUGAAACACAGAGAGAUGAAAUAUACAUUCUUUUAUAUGCUUUUUGGGGUAGCCUGGCUUCCCUUGGCAUCCAUGAGUACACACCACUGGGUUACUGACAGUUUUUUUUUAUUUCCCUGUGUCUCUGCACAUCUAGGUCCUCUCCCUCCUCCAAGUGUUGACAGAUAUCAGCUGAUCUUGUGGGCCAAAGCCGUGGUGCUGUCAGUAGUGUCGCCUGCUCUCCUGGACAGUCUCUGCUCAACAGCGGUGGGGCGAUGAGGUCGCUGUGUAGCUUGGGCCUUGCUUUCCUCUUGGCCUUGACCUCCAGGGCCAGAGGCCUCGAUAUCCCCCUGGAAGGUAUAGUGCAGUAUGGGCAACCUACACUGAGUGUACACAUUAAGCACACAUUCCUAAUAUUGAGUUGUAACCCCCCUUUUGCUCUCAGAACAGACUCAAUUAGUCUGGGCAUGGACUCUACAAGGUGUCAAAGGUGUUCCACAGGAAUGCACACGGGAAACAGCGUUGCAGUUCUUGACACAAAGCUAGAAUGCCAAUUUCUCAAUAUGAAUCUUCCAACAAGCACAAGUUAUACAUUUCCUGCUGUACAUUGCACACAACAUGACCAAAUCCUGAUAAUGGUAGUCAAGUUGUUAAAGUGUUUGUUUGAUGAAACCAAUAUGGUGGGAUGAAUGUAGUUUUGUAUCUGCAAUGUAUCUUUUCAUCCCGCAGUGGAGCAGCUACCGACCAUAACAGUGCAGACCCCUGGCCCUGUCAUUGCCUUCCCCUUUGAAGACAGUUUUUCCAUGAGAUGUGAAGCCAAAGGCAACCCACAACCAGUGUGAGUGAGAUGACUGUGAUUCGUCCUAGGAUCUCCCUGUUUUUUGCCCUUAUGCUUAUUGUUGCAUCUCUAGCUAUCAUAUCUGUAACCAAGCAUUACAAAAUGCUUAAUUGCCCCAACAGAUACAGAUGGACAAAAGAUGGCCAGGCCAUAGAACCCCUCUUUGACUUGGGGGUCAAAAAAGAGAGAAACAAUGGGAGUUUUGUGAUUCAUAGCGGGCACCUUGCGCAGUUCCAGGGGAAGUAUCAGUGCUACGCUUCAAACAAUCUGGGAACAGCAGUAUCGGAGGAAAUUGAACUCAUUGUACCAAGUGAGUGCCACUCUCAUGUUGUAAGAAACUGGCAUAGUGAACAGUUUUGCAUCUUACAGCAAGACUGUGUGUGUUACAUUUUGUAUCCCAUCUAAAGGUGUUGACAUUAGUAAAACAUAUUUCAUACAUGCCUAACCAUUGCACAGGUACCCCAAAGUUCCCCAAAGAGAAGAUUGCCCCAAUCGUUGUUAAAGAGGGCCAGCCUGUGAUUCUGGAAUGCAACCCACCACAGGGGAUCCCUCCUCGACAGAUCUACUGGAUGACUAUUGGUGAGAAAAUAGACCACUAGUUCAAUCUUUACAGCACCAUCCAACUGAAAAUAGUUUAGAACGGAAUAUGUCACUUUAUACACAUUUCAAUUGAAAUAGAAUACUGUAACACUUUACAUUAGGAUGCUCCUAUACCUUUGUUGUAAUAUUGUUAUUACUCAAGUAACAAAAUAUUAUUGACAUGUUCUUAUGUAGUAAUUCAGUAGUUAUUUUAAAUUUGCAUAGUAAUGGCUUUUUUGUUAUUACACAAGUAGAAUUAGGGCCGCUCAACGUAGUUCCCUUUAAAUUUGGACAUUCAGUGUCACCUUUUUCUCAACAAAGCCAAAAGAAGGUCUAUGAUCUAAUGACAUCACAGCACUGUCUGAAGUAGUUUCUCAAUGGGGAUAAGGCCAUAUGCUUAGGCCCAUCUAGCCAAAUCACACAUUUUUAAAUUCGGCAAGGAGCUCAAAUAGAAGUGCAUGUUUUUUAGAGCUGAGAGGAGCUUCUCAUAAAGUGGUCCAAAUAAAAAUAAGAAAUUAAAUAAUAAUUCAAUUAAACUAGAAAAGGAAAUUUCCUGAAGAAAAUCUAAACUGAGUCAGUCUGUACCAGAGCUAGUUAAUGCAGACCAGCUAUUUUUGAACUUUUCCUGUUGAAAACAAUAUCCCACGUAUAAAUAAAGUAAAAAUAUGUUUUCAGCAAAUAGUGUUUUUUAGACACAAGUGCAAACCUUAUGGAGUAGGCCAUUCAAGGAGUUGGUCUGAUGGUGCCCUCUGAUGUCAUCGGCCUCCCCCAUUGCUUGAAUUUUUCCCAUUCAAGUCUAUGUCUAAAACUGUGAAUGGACAGACCAACCAAUUAAACCCUACUUCUAUAACCCCACUCUUACCUAAUAGCUAUCCAAACAAAUACUCUCCCUACAUUGCUCUAUAAAGGGAAAAGCUUGGGGAAAUUGUUUUUAAUGGCUGCCAUAUUUAAAGCCACAGUAUGGUUAGUCAGGUCAUGUGACCCUAGUUCUUCCUUUACACUUCCAAUAAGAAACACACAUUUUCGUCUUGUUCAAUAUGAAACCCAAAUUGUCGCUUUCUGUUGCAAAACAUUUUCCAUUGUGUGUCCUAAUGAACACAACCCAUUGUCUCCUCCAGGUCUCCAACAUAUUGAACAGGAUGAGAGGGUGUCCAUGGGCCAAGACGGCAACCUCUACUUCUCCAAUGCCCUGGAGAAGGAUAGCCGGAGAGACUACUGCUGCUUCGCCGCAUUCUCCGCCAUACGCACCAUCGUCCAGAAGACAGCCAUGUCGGUGGUCGUCAAGAGCUGUAGGUUGACAGUGUGAUGCCUUACAUCAAUGUUUCUCAACCUGUUUUAUACUAGGACAGGCAAGCCAUAGUCCUUCCUCUAAACCUGGGUCGCCAACCCAACAUCUUAAACAUUAGACCAAGAGGACAUCCUCAUAUUCUAAGUGCAACAUUAUGGCCCGCUACACUUACAUUACAAGUAGCACUUGUAAAAACGGAUUAAACAGGUAUCUGCAAGACCGGUCAGCAACAUAUUACUUCCAGAUUGAGAACCCAGCCCUACAUGUUGAGUAGGAGUUGAAAGGUCAUGUUCAGGACACUAGAUGCAGUGAUGAUGUUGUAAGGAGAGGGAGGAGGGCUGUCCCCACACACCUCAAAGACAAUUGUCGGAUUCUAAAGUCUAUCAACAUUAUAUAUGGUUUUAUUUUAAGUAUAAAGUGCAAAGUGUGCAAGUGCAAAAAGUGCAGGCAUGUACUUCAGAUCAGAGCAAUAGACAGAGCUCCAUUGGAUCAAGGUGAGUUUUCAUAUUUUGUUUACAUUUCAGUAAAACCUGCUGGUGAGCUGGAUGACAGUGACAGCAGUGGUGAGUUCCUUUAACAUUAUAUUUGACUUGAACCUGAAUGAUAAUAUCCCAUUACAGUUCAUAGUAUUUGACUGAUUAAAUCCUCUGACUUAUUUAUAGGAAAAGUCAAUGCAUGUUUAGCAUGCACACAUUGAAUGAGAUUAAUUUAUGCAAUUUUACCUGGGUGUGUUUUUUAUUAACAAAAACACUAAAAAAGAUGCUAGGAGUGUGUACCAAAAGACUCAUGUGUGGACAAACACCUACUGCAGUUGCUCCUAGGUUUCAGAAAUAGACCUAAUGUACAUCUUAUGCCUGUCCUUUUCUGCCAGUGGACGGCUAUGCCAUUCCAGAGAGAAAGCCGAGCCUUCUGGUACCCUCUGGUGGUCAGUCAGAGGUUUGGCUGGUGAAAGGAGAGGAGCUGGUGCUAGAGUGUAUAGCAGAGGGAUUGUAAGUGGAGUCACAUCAUUUCUCAAUUUAGUAUGAAAUAAUAUAUAUUCAUAACUUCAGUGACUGGAUCUGCUUAGAACAUGUUGUAUUAUUACAUUUUUAUAGAAUAAUAUGUGUAUCAUUUUUCACAUCUCGUUUUCUCUCAUCUUGUUACUCAGUCCAACUCCUGUGAUCGAAUGGAAAUUAUUUGGAGAGAAGCUGCCGAAACGGGCAAAUAUAAAAAACUACGGGAAAUGUUUAACCAUAAAUAACAUUGAAGAGGAGGAUGAUGGGAAGUACAUGUGUACGGCGAGGAACUCUGUCGGACAAACGGUCCACUACUUCAGCGUCAUGGUGGAGGGUGAGUAGACUGAGUCAGGUUAUACUUUCAGUGUGUCCCCUGCAAAAAAGUUUGUUGUCCCCCCUACAAUGUCCAAGUGAAGCCUACACCCUUCGUUAUACAGUGUAUGUUUGACAGCUUGGUUUUUUAGACCUCAGUUUUGAAGAGUUUUUGUAGACCUCUACAAUCUCUUGUGGCGUUGCGUUCACCUACAGCAGCUACAUUGUCAAAGGAAAACAUUGAUUUCUUAUUAGAGCGUAAAGCAUUCUAGAAGAGGUCAGGUAUCGUCUUUACAAUGAUAGACACAUCUCUAGGCGGCCAUCUUUGUUAAAUACAAAGGAUUAUGGUUGCCAUUACAUAGGUUGUGUUCCCCUGCUCAGACGUUGCAUGCAUCAACCAAUGGUUGCAUGCAACAUCAUCGACUGUGCUGCCAGCCACCAGAUUGCUAUAAAAUAUGAUGUGGUUAGCUGAUACGUAAAAUACCUAUCCAGGCGUUGUAAGAUCUGGCAUGGGUCAGCAACAUCUGAGCAGGGGAACACAACUCUAGACUGACAAAGACUCUCUUUAUGUCUCACAGAGCCACCAAGAUGGCAGCCGGAGCCACCCAAGGGCCAGUUGGCUAUUGUUGGCUCUGACGUGCACAUCAAGUGCUCUGCCUCGGGAAAGCCAUGGCCGGUUAUCUCAUGGAGGAGGAAUGGACAGCCUCUGGACGGUGAGUGAGGUGACCCCUAACAUAUGAACCCUGACCUCUGUCCUUGCCAGUUACUUCAGUGUCCAAUCCACCCACCUCACUUGACUCUAUAGGAUACAAAAAUGGUCUUUGUAGUUUUGUGUAAUGCAAUAGUCAUUCCUCUGUGUUGAAUUUGGUCCAGUUGUUGCUCAGCAUCCUAUAAAUCAAAUCAAAUCAAAUGUUAUUUGUGACAUGCGCCGAAUUCAACAGAUGUAGACUUUAACGUGAAAUGCUUACUUACGAGCCCUUUCCCAACAAUGCAGUUAAAAAGUAAGAAAAUUAACAAAUAGAUCAAAAGAAAAUUGUAACACAAUAAAAUAACACAAUAAAAUAACAAUAACGAGGCAAUAUACAGACCAUAUACAAGGAGUGCCAGUACUAUAGAAUCUGCAUUUGUGUUUGGUUUUGAGCAUUUCUUUCUGGUUCUUUCAGAUGGCCCGUCAUCGAACAGACAAGUGCUUGAUGACACCAUAGUGUUGCACAGGGCCAGGCCUGAGGACAGUGCCGUCUACCAGUGUGAAGUCUCCAACAGACAUGGCACCAUCCUGGCUAAUAUUAACAUCAUGAUCAUAAGUCAGUACUGGACAUUAGCACUUUGUGUGUGUGUGUGUGUGUGUGUAACUAUAGCACAGCCUAUCACAGCCCUGGUUCACCCAGAAACUGAAUUGGGAAGUCUGAUAGGGAGCUUAUGGAUGUCAUAUCCACAUAAAUAUAUUAUUAUACAUUUUUACUGAUGUUGGAUGGAUCUGACAGUGAUUUCUCCAUAAGAUGAACAGUAUAAUGGUGAUUCUUUAUAAAACAAUAGUGUGAGUGUUGGCAUGUGGGAAUGUAUGCAUGUGUGUUUAUUGUACAGUUGCAACCUCUGCUGGCCACAGAACACACACACAACCAGUCCUAUCCGAGAAGCAGAGCAGUAUAGCACAAACAGAUCCUGGACCAGGCUAUGCUUGGACAUUCCAAGCUGACAAUUACUUUUCUCAAACUAGAAAUUCUAUGGCCUAUAAUGGUGAUAAUGCACCACAUUGAACAGCUUACCUAAAACCCUAAAACCACCCAAAUUCUUCCCCAUGAUAGUAUUACCAAGAAACCAAUCACUAACCUGUGCCAUGGUUGAUUGCUUCCUUUAGGCUUUGUUUUGUUGUUAUUGUCCUGUGUUAUGGUUACAGUAAAAUAUACAAGAUAUAGCGGUAAUUGUGUUUUUGCUACCCCCACAGAUCUCCCACCUCGGAUGCUGACUAAGGAUUACCAGCGAUAUUCAGUAGUGCAAGGGAGGGACAUCCUCAUGGACUGCAAAGUAUUCAGCUCCCCUCCAUCCACUGUUUCCUGGUGAGUUGAGCCACCAGCCUAUUUCUCCUCCACUGUUGUUGUUGGUGAACAUCUGUAGUGACUGGUAUAGAAAGCACUGCAAAAGGAUAUCUUCAAUACUUAAUGUAUUUGCCCUGAAAUUUUGACAAUCACUCUUUGGUGUGCUGUUCAUUUGAUUCACUGUGGACAAGGAUUCAGCACCCAUCCAGUUUUGAAGUCAAAUUUGUGAGGGAGCGAUUGUUUUUUGUUUAUUGUUAAUUAUUGUUUAUUAUUUUGGUGGUGAACAAUGCCUGAUUCAUCCUUAAUUCUCUCUCUCCUGCUGUUUUAUAUGUCAUACACCACCCUAUUCUUAAUUUAUCGGAGUUCUGUGACACUUUUCCUUUGUUCAUCUCCUUAUAUUCUGAUUAUCUCUUUCAGUAACAUCACCCCUAAUCUUUCUCUUUUGGUGUGUUUAGAUAGGGAAGACUCUCUUAGACCCAUUGACAUUGACCCAUUCAAAUUUCAUAUAGGACUCAUGAGUUCCAAUGUGAUUUUGUUUCUCCAUUUAUGAACUUGACUAGUCUUUUAACUAGUCUCAUUCUCCAACACCUUAACAAAAGUGCAAACCAACCCUACUGGAAAAUUCACACAAAAUGAAUUCCACUUGCAAUUCUAACAUGUUCCAUGACAUGUUAAAUGAAUAGAUAACCUGUUUCCAAAUUUGUAAUGUAUUUAGGAAAUAAAAUUGCACUUCAAACAAGCUUUUCAGGUGUCUGUGAAAGCAAAGACGGGUGGAAUGCAUUUACAACGUAUUAGAAUUCAAUUUGUGUUACAAUAACAUUUGUUUUUGUGUGAUUAUUGUAUAUCCAACACAGUUUUAACAUGUAUAUGUCCAGUAGGGAAACAGCUUAUCAAAUGGCAACUCUGAAAUGCUUGUCUUCUAGGAACAAGGAUGAAACUACGGAAUCUGUUGAGGGGGAACAAUUCUCAGUUUUUAAGAAUGGAUCACUGCAGAUCAACCAGGCAGGGAAAGAAGACAGUGGGGAAUACAUGUGUUUCGCCACCAAUUCGGAGGGAAAAUCAGCCAUCACAGCCUUGCUAGACGUCAAAGGUAUUUCAACUCCUUGGACAGCAUUUUGAAUGAAUUAUCAUUUGCUUUUUUCAUUUGCACUUUAAAGUGAAUUGGGUUUAGGACAAAUAAUAUGGAUGUUGGCUUUCAUCCGUAUUGCUUUUAUCUAUCUAGUCCUUUCAGAUCAGUGGUGACAGGGAAGGUAGCAGGGAAAUUAUGGUAUUCAUUAUCAUCAGGACAUAGUUCAAUUCAGCCAACCUUGCUAUGUCGAUUACUUGCAAACUGCGCAGGGAAAUUCCAAGAAAAAACAAUGGUUUUCCCAUUUUAUCCUCUCUCUCAUUUCUCUUGUGUGGAAAAUGUCUGUAACUCUCUCUCACCUGACUUACAUAGCUAGCUUGAGACUUCAAGUAUGGCCCGCAAGAUUUUCAAAUAUAACUGAACAUCAGAAGAUUAUAAGAUGUUCUUUUAUUCACCCGGUAAAUGUAUUUGUAUGUUUCAGAUCCCACCCAAAUCGUGGAGCCGCCGCAGAACCUGCUGAUAUUAAGUGGCACCACAGCCCAGCUUACAUGCCAAGCAGAGUAUGACAUAUCUCUUAGGAAGGAGUUUCAAAUAGUCUGGAGCAAGGAUGGGGAACAGAUACCCCCAUUCACAGAACAGUCCAGGUAAGAUACCCUAGUGGGAUUGUUACCCCAUUUUGUAUACAAGUAUUAAUCACUAUACUAUUACCACAGUGUAGGAAGUUGGAUCACCUCACAAAGAUAUACAGAAAUAUUCAUAGAAACCACCUAUUAAGAAUGACAGCGUUACCACUGAUACAAGUGAAUGUAUUAUGAGUCUCUCUUUAUAAAUGUGCUUUUAUUAUUAGAUAUUUUCUGGAUAAUGGAAUGCUACAAAUUAUCAAUGUAAACCAAAGCGACAAGGGAACAUACACAUGUAUCGCCAGAACCAAUCUAGACCAGGACACCGCCUCUGCACUUGUCACAGUACUGGGUAAGCAGCAUCACCGUCAGUUUUAGGAAUGCCAUUGUAAUACGUCUGUAAUGCUGAAGUGCAAAAUUCAGGCCCUGGAGGUCCGCAGUCCAGAUGGUUUUGAUUUAUCUUUUGUACCUACAGUGCUUAAUAAAUUGAUCUUACUGAUUGGCUGGAGAGUGCACCUACCUGGGUUGUGUUCAUUAGGCACCAAACUGAAGAAAAUAGACUGAAAGAGGGAAGGACUACCUGGACAAGAAUUUAUCAUUUUAGUUUUCCUUUGCAAAACAUUUGUAAAAGUUUUCAAUUGCAUGCCCCAAUGAGCAUGUCCCAGGUCAGUCAAGUCAGUCCCUAGUUACUAUAAAAGGCGGUCAAAGACGAAAUGUAGCAGGACUGCGGUCCUCAAAUGACCGGAGCUAUGCACCCCCCAUCAUGAGCUGUGAACCCCCCCCCCCCCCCCCCCCCAUCGUAAUGUGAUUGCAAUGAUUCUGCAAUGUUGCUGUUAUGUUGUUUCAGAUGUCCCUGAUGCGCCAGAGGAUGUGGAGCUGUCUGAACAAAAGAGCUGGAGUGUCCGGUUGGCCUGGGUACCCGGUGACGACCACAACAGCUCUGCCACUGGUAGGCCUGGCUACCACAGUCAGCUUUCUUCACCCUCAAUCGUAUGUCAUAGGGAGUAGGGAUGUCCUCAAAUGUACACCGUACCUGAGGGACUAGAAAGAGAAGAUCAAAUGUGGUCCCAGUUUCAGCAUACUACAAACAUAUGCUGAACAAAAAUAUAAACGCAACAUGGAACAAUUUCAAAGAUUUUACUGAGUUACAGUUCAUAUAAGGAAUCAGUCAAUUGAAAUAAAUUCAUUAGGCCCUAAUCUAUGGAUUUCACAUGACUGGGAAUACAGAUAUGCAUCUGUUGGUCACAGAUACCUUUAAAAAAAGGUAGGGGCGAUACCAGUCAGUAUCUGGUGUGACCACCAUUUGCCUCAUGCAGUGCGACACAUCUCCUUCCAAUAGAGUUGAUCAGGCUGUUGAUUGUGGCCUGUGUUGUCCCACUCCUCUUCAAUGGCUGUGCGAAGUUGCUGGAUAUUGGCUGGAACUGGAACACACUGUCGUACACAUCGAUCCACAGCAUCCCAAACAUGCUCAAUUGGUGACAUGUCUGGUGAGUAUGCAGGCCAUGGAAGAACUGGGAUAUUUUUAAUUUGCAGGAAUUGUGUACAGAUCCUUGCGACAUGGGGCCGUGCAUUAUCAUGCUGAAAUAUGAGGAGAUGGUGGCGGAUGAAUGGCACGACAAUGAGCCUCAGGAUCUCGUCACGGUAAAUUCAAUAGUUUUUGUUGUCCGUAGCUUAUGCAUGCCCAUACCAUAACCCCACCGUCACCAUGGGGCACUCUGUUCACAACGUUGACAUCAGCAAACCGCUUGCCCACAUGACACCAUACACGUGGUCUGCGGUUGUGAGGCCGGUUGGAUGUACUGCCAAAUUCUUAAAAAAACGUUGUUGGAGGCAGCUUAUGGUAGAGAAAUGAACAUUCAAUUAUCUGGCAACAGCUCUGGUGGAUAUUCCUGCAGUCAGCAUGCCAAUUGCACACUCCCUCAAAACUUUAAACAUCUGUGGCAUUGUGUUGUGUGACAAAACUGCACAUUUGAGAGUGGCCUUUUAAUGUCCCCAGCACAAGGUGCACCUGUCUAAUAAUUAUGCUGUUUAAUCAGCUUCUUGAGAAUCUCGUGGAUGGAUUAUAUUGGCAAAGGAGAAAUGCUCACUAACAGGGAUGUAAACAAAUUUGUGCAAACAAUUUGAGAGAAAUUAGCUUUUUGUGUGUAUGUAAAAUGUCAGGGAUCUUUUAUUUCAGUUCAUGAAACAUAGGACCAACACUUUACAUGUUGUGUUUAUAUUUUUGUGUAGUAAAAACAUUAGGAUUGUCAUGUAACACUUGGGGGUGUUCUUCCACAAUAUAUUAUAACCCCUUUCCUGAAACUGUAAUAAGAGAUUGCUAAAAUGUGAAAUAUAUGCGCACAAAAAGUACACUAUUGUGAAGUGGAAACGUCUAGGAGCAACAACGGCUCAGUAUUAUCCCAGUUUACCUAUUUGCUUAUGGUCUUGCCUACGCCUAGCGAACAGUUUUUUAAAUUAUAUGAGAAAAAAAUAUUCAAUUUUAUUCGGAACGGCAAGCCAGACAAAAUUAAACGGGCCUAUUUACAUAAUGAAUAUGAAUUCGGAGGACAGAAAUUAUUAAAUAUUAAAGCAUUAGACCUAUCACUAAAAGCUUCAGUCAUACAAAAGUUAUACUUAAAUCCGAACUGGUUCUCUUGCAUAGUAGUAAGAUUGUCUCACCCAAUGUUCAAGAAUGGCCUUUUCCCCUUUAUUCAGAUUACAACCACUCACUUUCAGUUAUUUGAAAAGGAAAUAAUCUCCCAAAUAUCACUAUUUCUAAAGCAAGCCAUAGAAAGUUGGUUGCAAUUUCAAUUUAAUCCUCCAGAAACGACAGAACAAUUAAUGCAACAAAUAUUGUGGUUAAACUAAAAUAUACUAAUUGACAAAAAACCUUUUUUUUUUGACAAAAUGUUUAAAAAAGGUAUAAUCUUCAUAAAUUAUAUCAUCGGUAGGACUGGUGGAGUUAUGUCGCACAUGCAGCUAACAAAAACAUAUGGAAAUGUUUGCUCUACCCAAAAUUACAACCAAAUAAUUGCAGCCUUACCGCAAAAAUGGAAGAGGAAAGUGGAAGGGGGAGAAAGUAAGGAACUUGUCUGUCGGCCUUGCAUUAAAGAACAUAAUUGGUUAAGCAAAACUGUGAUAAAUAAAAAGGUAUAUCAGUUUCAUUUAAGGACCAAAGGAUUGACAGCCGUCCCAUAUAGAUUGCAAAAUAGUUGGGAAGAGAUUUUUGACGUACCGAUCCCAUGGCAUAGUGUUUAUGAACUGAUAUGCAAAACGACACCGGAUUCAAAACUUAGAAUCUUUAAAUUUAAAUUAUUAUAUAAAAUUCUUGCUACCAAUUGAAUGUUAUUUAUAUGGGGGAUACAAUCUUCCCAGCUCUGCAGAUUUUGCUGCGAAGAGACAGAAUCAUUAGAUCAUUUGUUUUGGUACUGUCCAUUUGUAGCUUGUUUUUGGACAGAGGUCCAGGAAUAGCUAAAGGAUUGCAAUAUUUACCUGGAGCUAACCUUGCAGAUAGCAUUACUGGGUGAUCUGAAAAGUCAUAGUCAAUCGAUCAAUAACAUAAUAAUACUUUUAGCAAAAAUGUUUAUUUUCAAUUCACAAUCUGUAGAAACAAUGAGAAUAGAAAGGUUCAGAACUUUUGUAAGACAUCACAGUACAGUUGAAAUAUAUAUGGCAAAUAGAAAUCCUAUAUGGAUGGUGUUAAGAGAUAGAUGGGAGGUGUUGAAUGGAAUUGAAGGAUGGGACUAAUAACAACUAACAACAAAUAAUAACAAGAUAACUAAUAAUGUAAGCAUACUGUGUCCAUAAUAAGUAUAUAGGUUGUAGGUUGGGAGCUUUUGUGAAAGAGCACAGUUAGAAAGAUAUGUCAUAUAGAAGCAAACCGGAUGGACAUCAUGAAAAUUAUCAGAGAGGUUGAGAGUAGAAUAAGUUCAGGAGAAAAAACAUACAAAAUAUAAUUAUUGUAAGAUUGACUGUGUCCAUAGAAUGUAGAUAGUAAGUAUAAGCUGGAAGUAGAGGUCUAAGCAUUGUUGUUCACUAGUUUACUCCAAGUAGGGAAAGGGUGGCGGGUUUGGAAAGUAAUAAAGGGGAAUAUAUAUUUUUAAAGGAUAUGUAUGUAUGUGUGUAUGUGUGUAUGUGUGUGUGUAUGUGUGUAUAUGUAUAUAUAUAAAUAUAUAUAUAUAUAUAUGUAUAUGUAUGUGUAUGUAUGUAUGUAUGUGUGUGUAUGUAUGUAUGUAUGUAUAUAUAUAUAUAUAUACAGUGGGGAAAAAAAGUAUUUAGUCAGCCACCAAUUGUGCAAGUUCUCCCACUUAAAAAGAUGAGAGAGGCCUGUAAUUUUCAUCAUAGGUACACGUCAACUAUGACAGACAAAUUGAGGAAAAAAAAUACAGAAAAUCACAUUGUAGGAUUUUUAAUGAAUUUAUUUGCAAAUGAUGGUGGAAAAUAAGUAUUUGGUCACCUACAAACAAGCAAGAUUUCUGGCUCUCACAGACCUGUAACUUCUUCUUUAAGAGGCUCCUCUGUCCUCCACUCGUUACCUGUAUUAAUGGCACCUGUUUGAACUUGUUAUCAGUAUAAAAGACACCUGUCCACAACCUCAAACAGUCACACUCCAAACUCCACUAUGGCCAAGACCAAAGAGCUGUCAAAGGACACCAGAAACAAAAUUGUAGACCUGCACCAGGCUGGGAAGACUGAAUCUGCAAUAGGUAAGCAGCUUGGUUUGAAUAAAUCAACUGUGGGAGCAAUUAUUAGGAAAUGGAAGACAUACAAGACCACUGAUAAUCUCCCUCGAUCUGGGGCUCCACGCAAGAUCUCACCCCGUGGGGUCAAAAUGAUCACAAGAACGGUGAGCAAAAAUCCCAGAACCACACGGGGGGACCUAGUGAAUGACCUGCAGAGAGCUGGGACCAAAGUAACAAAGCCUACCAUCAGUAACACACUACGCCGCCAGGGACUCAAAUCAUGCAGUGCAAGAUGUGUCCACCUGCUUAAGCCAGUACAUGUCCAGGACCAUCUGAAGUUUGCUAGAGUGCAUUUGGAUGAUCCAGAAGAGGAUUGGGAGAAUGUCAUAUGGUCAGAUGAAACCAAAAUAUAACUUUUUGGUAAAAACUCAACUCGUCGUGUUUGGAGGACAAAGAAUGCUGAGUUGCAUCCAAAGAACACCAUACCUACUGUGAAGCAUGGGGGUGGAAACAUCAUGCUUUGGGGCUGUUUUUCUGCAAAGGGACCAGGACGACUGAUCCGUGUAAAGGAAAGAAUGAAUGGGGCCAUGUAUCAUGAGAUUUUGAGUGAAAACCUCCUUCCAUCAGCAAGGGCAUUGAAGAUGAAACGUGGCUGGGUCUUUCAGCAUGACAAUGAUCCCAAACACACCGCCUGGGCAACGAAGGAGUGGCUUCGUAAUAAGCAUUUCAAGGUCCUGGAGUGGCCUAGCCAGUCUCCACAUCUCAACCCCAUAGAAAAUCUUUGGAGGGAGUUGAAAGUCCGUGUUGCCCAGCGACAGCCCCAAAACAUCACUGCUCUAGAGGAGAUCUGCAUGGAGGAAUGGACCAAAAUACCAGCAACAGUGUGUGAAAGCCUUGUGAACACUUACAGAAAACGUUUGACCUGUGUCAUUGCCAACAAAGGGUAUAUAACAAAGUAUUGAGAAACUUUUGUUAUUGACCAAAUACUUAUUUUCCACCAUAAUUUGCAAAUAAAUUCAUUAAAAAUCCUACAAUGUGAUGUUCAGGAUUUUUUUUUCUCAUUUUGUCUGUCAUAGUUGACGUGUACCUAUGAUGAAAAUUACAGGCCUCUCUCAUCUUUUUAAGUGGUAGAACUUGCACAAUUGGUGGCUGACUAAAUACUUUUUUUCCCCCACUGUAUAUAUAUAUAUAUAUAUAUAUAUAUAUAUAUAUAUAUAUAUAUAUAUAUAUAUAUAUAAACAUGGGGGAUUGGAAGUGAUGCAGACAAUUACAUUGAUGGAAGUUACAAUCUUUCUGCAAUAUUAAGCUGAUCUACCCCCCCAAAUAAUUAUUAUUAUUUUUAUUUAUUUUUAUGUUAAAAAACAACGGCUCAGCCGCGAAGUGGUAGGCCACACAAGCUCACAGAAUGGGAGUAUAAAACUUGUCUGUCCUCGGUUGCAACACUCACUACCAAGUUCCAAACUGCCUCUGGAAGCAACGUCAGCACAAUAACUGUUCGUCGGGAGCUUCUUGAACUGGGUUUCCAUUGCCGAGCAGCCGCACACAAGCCUAAGAUCACCAUGCGCAAUGCCAAGCAUCAGCUGGAGUGGUGUAAAGCUUGCCGCCAUUUUACUCUGGAGCAGUGGAAACGCAUUCUCUGGAGUGAUGAAUCACACUUCACCAUCUGGCAGUCUGAUGGCAAAUCUGGGUUUGGUGGAUGCCAGGAGAACUUUACCUGCCCGAAUGCAUAGUGCCAACUGUAAAGUUUGGUGUUGGAAGAAUAAUGGUCCGGGCUGUUUUUCAUGGUUUAGGCUCCUUCGUUCCAGUGAAGGGAAAUCAUAAUGCUACAGCAUACAAUGACGUUCUAGACAAUUCUGUGCUUCCAGAUUUGUGGCAACAGUUUGGGGAAGACGCUUUACUCUUUCAGCAUGACAAUGCCCUCGUGCACAAAGCGAGGUCCAUACAGAAAAGGUUUGUCGAGAUCUGUGUGAAAUAACUUGACUGGCCUGCACAGAGCCCUGACCUCAACCCCAUCUAACACUUUUGGGAUGAAUUGGAACGCCGACUGCGAGCCAGGCCUAAUUGCCCAACAUCAGUGCCCAACCUCACUAAUGCUCUUGUGGCUGAAUGGAAGCAAGUCCCCGCAGCAAUGUUCCAACAUCUAGUGGACAGCCUUCCCAGAAGAGUGGAGGCUGUUAUAGCAGCAAAAGGGGGACCAACUCCAUAUUAAUGGCCAUGAUUUUGGAAUGAGAUGUUCAACAAGCAUACUUUUGGUCAUAUAGUGUAUUUCGAUAUUUCCUAAUAUAGACAUACAAUGUAGUACUUUUUCAGUACAAAGUAUAUUUAUUUCUGAAUGGCUGAUUUAUGAAUUUGUAUACUGUACGAGCACAGAGUUCAUAGUGGAGUACGAGGAGAGCCAGUGGGAUCCUGGGACCUGGCGAGAACUCAAGCGAGUCCCUGGCAACCAGGCCACAGCGGUGUUGACAUUACACGGCCACCUGAACUACCAGUUUAGAGUGUAUGCAGUUAACGCCAUUGGGACAGGGCCCCCAAGCAAGCCCACAGACCGAUACAAAACCCCUUCUGCAGGUUUGACUUUCUCUGUAACCUGUUAUAAUCAUCUUAUUAUACGUUUAUAACUGUGUACUUUAUAUUUAGGUAAGACGGAUUUCAAAGGUUUUAAUGAACUGGCCAUUGUCAUGUGAAGAGUCAUUUUUGGCCAUAUGCACCCUAUUGUAAUUGUCUCAACUCAAAGCAAAGUAUAUAAUAAUGCAUAUGUCCUCACAGCUCCUUAUAAAAACCCAGAAAACAUCAAAAUUCAGGGUCAUCUGCCCCAUCAAAUGGAUAUCAGUUGGGAGGUGAGAGAGCUCAUAACUGCAUCUAUAGCUACCUUUAAAUACAACAAUUGUAUGCUGUAUGUAUUAGAUACAGGUACAGUAUGUUGUAGAUACUGUAUGUGUGUGAUGAUGUACUUUCUGUUGUGUUGUCCUCUGUCACAGCCACUAUUGCCUGUGGAGCACAAUGGUCCAGGCCUGGAGUACAAGGUGAGCUACAGGAAACUGGGCGUAGAAGAUGUCUGGAAAGAGCAUCUUGUCAAAAGACACGCCUUUGUCAUCAAGAACACCCCCACAUUCGUCCCCUACGAGAUCAAGAUCCAGAGUCGCAACAGCCACGGCUGGGGCCCGGAACCCAAAGUAGUGACAGGGUACUCCGGGGAAGACCGUGAGUAACAGACCACCAGAGUGUUUCCUUUAAUCCAGUCAACUUCAUUCAUAUGUCCCAAUUAUCAGUCCUUCCUCCCAAAGUGUGUACGUUCACUUCUCUAAUAUAUAUAGUAUAAAUUCAGUUUCUUCACUGAUUUGAAAGGAAAUAGUGAAUGAGUGCACACUUCAGGAGAAAGGAGAUAUUGUUGGGAUGUACACUUUUAAGGCUGGAUAGGUGUAUCAUAAUGUGCAAGUAGAGGAGAUUAGUGUUUCACCAAGCCCACCCAGGAGAGGCAUGUUGCUCUUCUAUGAUUCAGUGAAUCAAAACAAUUUUUCUAGUGUACUGCACUAAUCUAAGUUGUAUAAUGCAAAUAAUCAUAAUUGGUUGUAUCAUAAAUUUGACGUUUCCAUUGUUUAUCUACUGUUCUGAUGUGCAGACGGUGUUCUAGUGUAUCCUAGUACUAUUCUCUGAUGUGUGACCCAACUGCCAUUUUUGACAAAGAGCCCAAUUAUUCAUUUAUGUAAACAUUGCAUCUUAUCCCUCCCCCAUAUUCUUGUCUUCAGUUGUCUUUUGGCAUUGUCUUCGGGAUAAUGUAUCAGGUUAAGUGUCUAUCUUUUUUUCUGGAUAUCACCCCAGUCCUAUGUACACUACCAGUCAAAAGUUUGGACACACCUACUCAUUCAAGGAUUUUUCUUUAUUUUGAUUUUUUUUUACAUUGUAGAAUAAUAGUGAAGACAUCAAAACUAUGAAAUAACACAUAUGGAAUCAUGUAGUAACCAAAAAAGUGUUAAACAUAUAUUUGAGAUUCUUCAAAUAGCCACCCUUUGCCUUGAUGACAGCUUUGCACACUCUUGGCAUUCUCUCAACCAGCUUCAUGAGGUAGUCACCUGGAAACCAUUUCAAUUAACAGGUGUGCCUUCCUAAAAGUUAAUUUGUGGAAUUUCUUUCCUUCUUAAUGCGUUUGCGCCAAUCAGUUGUGUUGUGACAAGGUAGGGGGGGUAUACAGAAGAUAGCUCAAUUUAGUAAAAUACCAAGUCCAUAUUAUGGCAAGAACAGCACAAAUAAGCAAACAGAAAUUACAGUCAAUCGUUACUUUAAGACAUGAACAUCAGUCAAUACGGAACAUUUCAAGAACUUUGAAAGUUUCUUCAAGUGCAGUCGCAAAAAAACAUCAAGCGCUAUGAUGAAACUGGCUCUCAUGAGGACCGCCACAGGAAUGGAAGACCCAGAGAUACCUCUGCUGCAGAGGAUAAAUUCAUUAGAGUUACUAGCCUUUUUUUGCAGCCCAAAUAAAUGCUUCACAGAGUUCAAGUAACAGACAUCUCAACAUCAACUGUUCAGAGGGGACUGUGUGAAUCAGGCCUUCAUGGUCGAAUUGCUGCAAAGAAACCACUACUAAAGGACACCAAUAAGAAGAAGAGACCUGCUAGGCCCAAGAAACACGAGCAAUGGACAUUAGACCGGUGGAAAUGUGUCCUUUGGUCUGGAGUCCAAAUUUGAGAUAUUUGGUUCCAACUGCCGCGUCUUUGUGAGAAGCGGUGAGGGUGAACGGACGAUCUCCGCAUGUGUAGUUCCCACCGUAAAGCAUGGAGGAGGAGGUGUUAUGGUGUGGGGGUGCUUUGCUGGUCACACUGUCUGUGAAUUAUUUAGAAUUCAAGGCACACUUAACCAGCAUGGCUACCACAGCAUUCUGCAGCGAUACGCCAUCCCAUCUGGUUUGGGCUUAGUGGGACUAUCAUUUGUUUUUCAACAGGACAAUGACCCAACACACUUUCAGGCUGUGUAAGGGCUAUUUGACCAAGAAGGAGAGUGAUGGAGUGCUGCAUCAGAUGACCUGGCCUCCACAAUCCCACGACCUCAACCCAAUUGAGAUGGUUUGGGAUGUGUCGGACGGCAGAGUGAAGGAAAAGCAGCCAACAAGUGCUCAGCAUAUGUGGGAACUCCUUCAAGACUGUUGGAAAAGCAUUCUAGGUGAAGCUGGUUGAGGGAAUGCCAAGAGUGUGCUAAGCUGUUAUCAAGGAAAAGGGUGGCUAUUUGAAGAAUCUCAAAUAUAAAAUAUAUUUUGAUUUGUUUAACACUUUUUUGGUUACUACAUGAUUCCAUAAGUGUUAUUUCAUAGUUUUGAUGUCUGCACUAUUAUUCUACAAUGUAAAAAAUAGUAAAAAUAAAGAAAAACCCUUGAAUGAGUAGGUGUGUCCAAACUUUUGACUGGUACUGUAGGUGUACUUCAAGUAGUCCCCUCACGUAAAAAAUUUGAAACUUUGCAGAGAGUUUGCAAGUCAAAUUCUCACCUUUUUCUGAGCAAAGUGGGAGAUUUUACAUAUAAUGACACAAAGCAUAAUGGAUCUUAGUUUUGUUUUUUACACCCUCCACACUAUAUCCCCCACCCACCUACAUAGACUAUACUAAUAUGUACCCUCCACAGUUUCAUACGGAAGUGGAAAUGAUUUUGUUUUAUAUAGUGUGUUUGUUCCUUCUUGGUGUUGUAUUUCUUUGUCAAUAUGUGCUACCUAUCCUUUAUGUCUUCUGUGUGUAUGUGUGUGUGUGUUUGUACGGGUGUGUGUACUAUUGCUAUUUAUUGGUGCCUGUCCUCUCCAGUCCCUACAGCUGCCCCGCGGGACGUGGCAGUGGAGGUGUUGAACACCACCCUUCUCAGAGUCAGUUGGACCAGGGUUGCCCAGGCAACAGUGCGGGGUCAUCUGGGGGGCUACAAUGUGAGUGUUCAGGGUCGUGUUCAUCAGGCACCAAAUGGAAGAAAAUGGACUGAAAUAGGGAGGAACUAACUUGUCCACUAAGGGGUUCCCACUCUCUCAGAAAAGAGAGAGUGGGAACCUAGAACCAUAAAGGGUUCUUAAAUUCUCCCCAUAGGAGAAACCUCUGAAAAUAACUAUUUUUGGUUCCAAGUGGAACCCAUUCACUAAUAUAAGAUUCUACAUGGAUCCCUUUCACCACUUAAAGGUUCUAAGUGUAACCUUUUUUACCACCAAAUGAUUCUACUUGAAACCCAAAAAGGGUUCUCCUAUGGGGACAAUCGAAUAACCCUUUUUUUCUAAGAGUGCCCUAAGGGGUUUUUGCUUUGUGACCCAGCAAGUGUCUUUUGAGUCGUGACCCACCAUAAGGGUUGACAGGUGGAAUAAAUGUACCCAGACCAAAGAAUAAGUUCAUAAAAUUGAUUCAAAAUAUUUUACUGAAUGUACAUUUGAGUAUGGGCUCUUGGGACCAAUUUUAUGAAAUUGACUUUAUGAUAAUGAAAUGAUUUGUAACAAUGCACAAAAAAUGGCAUUCCAUGACCCAACUGUACCCCUGCGUCGACCCACAAGUGGGUCUCAACCCAUGGUUUGGGAACCAGCAUCUGCUAAAUGACUAAAAUGUCUAAUGUAAACACACGUUUUUUUUCUUUCCAUUGUGUGGCCUAAUGAACAUUAUCCAAGUUUCUCUAUCAGGAUUUUACUUGAGGUGGGCCCAUCUGCUUAGCUCUGUUGCUCUUCUUCACCCAAGGUAGGGCCUUUGCGUCUCACCUAAGAGAAAUACUGGGUCACCUAUAUAUACAGUGGGGAGAACAAAUUAAUUACUUAAAAAUCAUACAAUGUGAUUUUCUGGAUUCACAGUUGAAGUGUACCUAUGAUAAAAAUUACAGACCUCUACAUGCUUUGUAAGUAGGAAAACCUGCAAAAUCGGCAGUGUAUCAAAUACUUGUUCUCCCCACUGUAUAUCUCUGAGUAGCCUACUCUACAGGCUGUAUUCUUAUUUGAGAAUCAAAAAUGUGGAAUAUUUAGGCUGAAUUAAAAGUUGCCUGUGUGUUUCUCAAGUCAGGGUACUCUGUGUACUCUACCAUUUUGUGUACAGUACGUGCCCAUUUGGCAUAGCAUGUUUUACUUUGAAGUUAGUUAGCAGUUAGCAUAAGGGCUUGGUGGCAAACCACAUUUUACAAUAUACCGUUAUUAAUGCACGGACCGGUUUGGAUUUUUACUUUACCUUACAUAACAGUAUUUGAACAUUUGGUUUGUCAGAUGUUAUAUAAAUGAAAUAACUGAGUGAUGAAACUCGAAAAAUUAUGGCAAUCGUCCAUUCUUAUUGCCAGUAAGAGACUGCUAACAGUUGAGAACUGCUAAUUUGCUAGCAAGAGCUUCGGGUGCGCACAUGUAGGGUACUGCCUUCAGAAAGUAUUCACAUGUGGACAUUUUCCACAUUUUGUUGUGCUACAGCCUGAAUUUAAAAUGUAUUAAAUUGAGAUUUUGUGUCACUGGCCUACAUACAAUACCCCCAUAAUGUCAAAGUGGAAUUAUGUUUUUAGAUAUUUUUACAAAUUAAUUAAAAAUUAAAAGCUGAAAUGACUUGUCAAUAAGUAUUCAACCCCUUUGUUAUGGCAAGCCUAGAUAUGUUCAGGAGUCGAAAUUUGCUUAACAAGUGACAUAAUAAGUGCACUCUACACAUACCAUUAUCUGUAAGGUCCUUCAGUCGAGCAGUGAAUUUCAAACACAGAUUCAACCACAAAGACCAGGGAGGUUUUCCAAUACCUCGCAAAGAAGGACACCUAUUGGAAAAUGGGUCAAAAUUAAAAAAGCUGACAUUGAAUAUCCCUUUGAGCAUGGUGAAGUUAUUAAUUACACUUUGGAUAGUGUAUCAUUACACCCCAUCACUACAAAGAUACAGGCGUCAUUCCUAACUCAGUUGCCGGAGAGGAAGGAAACCGCUCAGGGAUUUUACCAUGAGGCCAAUAGUGACUUUAAAACAGUUACAGAGUUGAAUGGCUGUGAUAGGAGAAAAAAUAGGAUGGAUCAACAACAUUGUAGUUACUCCACAAUACUAACCUAAAUGACAGCAUGAAAAACAUGGAAGCCUGUACAGAAUAAAGUAAAACUGCAAAAAAUGUGGCAAAGAAAUUAACUUUAUGUCCUGAAUACGAAGUGUUAUGUUUGGGGCAAAUCCAACACAAUGCAUCACUGAGUACCACUCUUUAUAUUUUCAAGUAUGAUGGUAACUGCAUCAUGUUAUGGGUAUGCUUGUCCUCGGCAAGGACUAGGGAGUUUUUUAGGAUAAAAAUAAACGGAAUAGAGCGAAGCACAAGCAAAAUCCUAAAGAAAAACCUGGUUAAGUCUGCUUUGCAACAGACACUGGGAGACAAAUUCACCUUUCAGCAGGACAAUAACCUAAAACACAAGGCCAAAUAUACACUGGAGUUGCUUACCAAGAUUACAUUGAAUGUUCCUGAGUGGCCUAGUUACAGUUUUGACUUAAAUCAGCUUGAAAAUCAAUGGCAAGACAUGAAAAUUGAUGUCUAUCUAGCAAUGAUCAACAACCAACUUGACAGACCUUAAAGAAUGUUAAAAGUAAUAACGUGCAAAUAUUGUACAAUCCAGGGUGGAAAGCUCUUAGAGACUUACUCAGAAAGACUCACAGCUGUAAUAGCUGUCAAUGGUGAUUCUAAGAUGUAUUGACUCAGGGGUGUGAAUACUUGUGUAAAUGAAAAUACUGUAUUUCAUUUUCAAUAAAUAUGAAAACAUUUAAAAAAAACAUGUUUUAACUUUGUCAUUAUGGGGUAUUGUGUGUAGGGGGGAAAACAAUACAUUUAAUUAAUGUUUAAUUCAGGCUGUAACACAACAAAAUGUUGAAUAAGUCAAGGGGUAUGAAUUCUUUCUGAAGGCACUGUAUACCGUGAAUAGUCCAUGUGAGGCAGCGCUGGCACCAAAGGUGCACACUUACUUUUUGCCAUGAAUCUUGCCUGGGAGUUAGUGAGGGUGCCGAAAGCGCCUUCGAAAACGGUACAAUGCCCCUUGUGGCGAAAGCAUGAACUGCCGUUGAAUCCAUUGAAAAUAUAUGGUCAUAGAAAAGUGACUUUUUCAUAAAAUAGAGGCAUACAAAGACAAACAAAUGUUUUACAGUGUGGAAAUGAUAAAUGAGUGAAGUAAAUGCAGAAAUGUAUGAAAAUGCAACAAAAAAAAUAUUUUGGGUUGAAGUUUAAUUGAACUGUAUAAAACAAUCAGAAGCGAGAAAGCCCCAUUUAAAACCACUUAGAAUAUAUUUGUUGCCACCCUGGGGAUAUGCACUACUCAUCAAGCAUAUUUAGAACUUGUAUUAUGAAAAAACGAAAUAUUGUCAAAUAUUGACAUACCGUCAAAAAUUUGAAAAAUAUUGUGACAUGAUAUUUUGGCUAUAUCGCCCAGCCCUAGUUAACAUUAGUCAGCAGCAGUUAAUUCUCAAUGGCACUUGGGUCAUUGCAAUGGAUUUUGGCAUGGAAUGUUGAUUUUCUUUUCUAUAUUUUCUUUAUUUAAAUGUAUUUUGGUGCUUCUUCCCAUUUUAAAUCAAUUUAAAUGGCAGCUUAAUGACUUCACUUUUUUUCCCAUUAUGAUAACCAGUAGGAGGGAUAAUCAUUUUGCUAAUGUAAUUUCCUUUCAUUUAAAUGGAGUAACACCAAUGACACUUUCUAUUUAGUAACACCAAAUCAUUAGCCUGAAAUCCAGAACCUGUUUUGCUAACAUUCCACUCCUUGUACUCCAUGUCAUGCUAAACAUGACAUGGGUAGCAUGACAAUGAGUGACAAGGAGUGGAAUGAUAACUCAAACAGACUGGUACCCAGGCUACCAAAUCAUCAUUGGAAUCCUCAAAUGUAUGACAAACUAUAAGGGUGUGAUUAGCAAAUAAUUGUAUAUCUUUGUAAUGUGUGAUUUUUAUGUCGGUAACACCAAUGACAUACAACUUAGGGACACAUUAUAUUUGUAAAACAAAUAGGGGAUUUUAACAGCCUUCUUUGUUUUAAUGAUCUAUACAAUAUAUUAAAUACGUGUGUUUAUUUUCUAGCAUUCAAAAUAAUAAAUCCCCAAAACAACUCUACUCAUUACUACUGGGAAAAACGAAUUUGCUUGCACUAAAUACUUUAAACAAUAGAUACAAAUAACGUGUUUCAGUAUAAAGGACUUGCAUUAUGUUUGAUCAUUGAUAAACAGUUCAAAUUAAACAAAAACAUGAAUUAUGUUUUUAACUAUUUGCCAUUUUAAAGAUUUUUUCAUGGUUGCAAAGGCAAGGGAUACAAAAGCCCCACCAUUAAAUAAUGACCUACCUGACAAAGUAGUGAGAACCAUAAGGUGCUUCGUAAAUAUACUGAACAAAAAUAUAAAUGCAACAUGCAACAAUUUCAAAGAUUUUACUGAGUUACAGUUCAUAUAAGGAAAUCAGUCAAUUGAAAUAAAUAAAUGAGGCCCUAAUCUAUAGAUUUCACAUGACUGGGAAUACAGAUAUGCAUCUGUUGAUCACAGAUACUGUCACGAAUACCGCCGAGGCUGCUCCUCCUCCUUGCUCAAGCAGGCUUCGGCGUUCGUCGUCCCCGGAGUACUAGCUACUACUGCUUGUAUGUUCUCGAUGUUUGUUUGGUCUUGUCUAGUUGGUCGCACCUGUUUCGUCUUCUGUAUUGAUUAUGUCACCUAUAAGUUUCCUUUGGUUUUGUUUGCAGUUGUAUGUUAUUGUCCGCCUGUCGUUUGGUGUCAAGGUUUGGUACUUUUGUGUUUAAGAGUAUUUUACGCAUUGCGCGUAUUAGUUCGCCUCCGGUGUUUUUGAGGCCAUUUACUUUGUAUUGUUCAUGAGUCUCAGUAAAGUCGUGUUGACUUAUCCUCUGUGUCCUGCGCCUGACUUCACCACAUCAACAACGUGCCAGAAUAACACACCUUUACUAUGGAGUCAGCAGGAGCAGCGGCGGGGACCGAGUCGCUGGAGGAUCGGGUCAGCUGCCAGGACGCCAGGAUCCAGCAACUCGGAUCCGCCAUGCAAGAGGUCAUGAACACCCUGCGCCGAUGGGAGAGAGGAGGCUUGCCCACACCUCCUCCUACCUCACCACCACCAUCGGCCAGCCCCACCAGACCAGCUCCGGAGUCCAGUGGGAUUCGGCUCUCGCUCCCGAGGGCAUAUGAUGGCACCGCAGCCGGGUGUCAGGGGUUCCUCCUUCAGGUGGAACUCUACCUGGCAACCAUACACCCGGCGCCCUCCGGAUACGAGAGCGUUUCCGCCCUCAUCUCCUGUCUCUCCGGCAAGGCGUUGGAGUGGGCCAAUGCCGAAUGGAGGGGAAUAGACGCCGCCACAAUCAGCAACGCGGAGUUCUCCCGCCGCUUCAGGGCUGUUUUCGAUCAUCCCCCUGAGGGUAAAGCGGCAGGGGAGCGUCUGUUCCACCUUCGGCAGGGGAAGAGGAGCGCACAGGAGUUCGCCCUGGACUUCCGGACUCUAGCGGCGGAUGCGGGGUGGAAUGAGAGGGCCCUCAUCGACCACUAUCGGUGCAGCCUGCGUGAGGACGUUCGACGAGAGUUGGCCUGCAGGGACACCAAUCUGACCUUCGACCAGUUGGUGGACAUGUCAAUCCGUCUGGAUACCCUGCUGGCCACCCGCGGACGUCCAGAGUUGGGGCCGUCCAUUCCAUCCCCCAGCACCUCCGAGGUCGGGGGUGCUGGUGCUGGAGAAAGGAGGAGGAGUAGCCUCGGCGGUAUUCGUGACAGUACCCCCACCCUUGACACGCGGCUCCAGCCGUGCGCCGACCCCGGCCUCGGGGACGGCCAGGAGGACACGGAGCAGGGCGCGUGGGGUGACUACAGUGGAACUCCGUCAGGAGGGAGGGAUCUAAAAUGUCCCUCCUAGGCACCCAGCACCGUUCCUCCGGACCGUACCCCUCCCACUCCAUGAGAUAUUGUAGACCCCCCAUCCGACGUCUCGAAUCCACGAUGGACCGGACUGAGUACGCCGGAGCCCCCUCGAUGUCCAGUGGGGGCGGAGGAGUCUCUCUUAUCUCACUGUCCUGGAAUGGACCAGCUACCACCGGCCUGAGGAGAGACACAUGGAACGAGGGGUUAAUGUGAUAAUCAUUAGGCAGUUGUAACUUGUAACAUACCUCGUUCAAUCUCCUCAGGACUUUAAAUGGCCCCACAAACCGCUGACCAAGCUUCCGGCAGGGCAGGCGAAGGGGCAGGUUUCGAGUCGAGAGCCAGACUCGAUCUCCAGGUGCGUAUACUGGACCCUCACUGCGGUGGAUGAGUGGUUUCGGCGCUCGGAGGAGACGUGGAACGCUGCACACGUACAUCUGCAGCGGGCUAUCCAUAGGCAGAAGGCGAGCACUGAUCUCCACCGCAGUGAGGGUCCAGGUACGCACCUGGAGAUCGAGUCUGGCUCUCGACUCGAAACCUGCCCCUUCGCCUGUGGCAUUGUGUUGUGUGACAAAACUGCACAUUUUAGAGUGGCCUUUUCUUGUCCCAAGCACAAGGUGCACCUGUGUAAUGAUCAUGCUGUUUAAUCAGCUUAUUGAUAUGCCACACCUGUCAGGUGGAUGGAUUAUCUUGGCAAAGGAGAAAUGCUCACUAACAGGGAUGUAAACAAAUUUGUGCACAAAAUCUGAGAGAAAUAAGGUUUUUGUGCGUAUGGAAAAUUUCUGGGAUCUUUUAUUUCAGCUCAUGAAACAGGGGUCCAACAUAUGUUGUGUUUAUAUUUUUGUUCAGUGUAAAAUACUGUGAAAAAGCAACACUUCUAAUGAAGCAAUUGGAACUCAUCAGACAAACACAUUGUGUGUACCUACGUCAAGAAUUGUAAAUUGAAUGCUCUUACACUCCCCUCCAUAAGUAUUUGAACAUUGAAGCAACAUUUUUAAAUUUGGCUUUAUACUCCAGAUUUGGGGAUUUGAGAUCAAUUGUUUCAUAUAAGGCGACAGUACAGAAUGUCACCUUUUAUUUGAGGGUAUUUUCAUAAAUAUCUGUUUUACUGUUUAGAAAUGAAAGAACUUUAUGUAUCUAGUCCCACCAUUUGAAGAAUUAAUAAGUAUUUGAACAUAUUCACUUAUAAUGUAUUAAAAAAGUUUAGUAUUUGGUCCCAUAUAGUAUUGCUUGCAUGCAUUGACUACAUCAAACUUGCGACUAUACAAACUCAUUUGCAGUUUGUUUUGGUUGUGUUAUGUUUUGCUCAAUGGUAACUGAAUGGUGAAUGAUGACUGGGGUAAUUUUCUUUAUAAGUGAGUAGAUGAGAUGUUUCUGAACACUUCUAAAUUAAUCCUGAUAAUACCAUGAUUAAGAAAAAUCAUGAAUGAAUCAUAAAUAAUGAUGAGUGAGAUGCCGUUCAGAAGCUACAACAAAAAAUGCUAACCUCUCACCAUUACCAAUAACAUGGGUGGUUAGCAUUUUUUGGGGGGUAUGAUCUUUGUGCCUCUGUAACCUUCUCACUCAUCCUUAUUCACAAAUCAUUCAUGAUUAUUCAUAAUCAUGGUAGCAUCCACAUGGAUGUAGAAGUGUUCAGAAACAUAUUAUGUUCUUACUUACCAUAAAAGUGACUCCAAAAUGGCACAAGACAUGCUUACAUUCUGUACUGUCGCCUAAUAUGAAACAUUCAAUCUCAAAUCUAAAAUGCUGGAGUAUAGAGCCAAAUUAAAAUGGUUAGCUUCACUGUCCAAGUACAUAUGGAGGGGAGUGUAUACGUCCAAUAAAAAGAUAUACAAAAUAAAUAAAUAAAUAAUUUUUUUCCUGUGAAACAACCUCCAUCACAAACAAACCUUUUGUCAUUUGAAAAUCGUCUUCAAAAUGGCUGCCAGCUAAGUCUCUUCCAUUUCUAUCCCUCUCUCAGGUGCACUGGCUGAGGAAACGGAGUCUCCUACAUUCCAACAGAAUUCCUGAGGAGAGACAUUUCCUGAUGUUCCCGGGGAACAGGAGCCAUGCCAUGGUCACUGGCCUCAGACCCUUCUCGGAGUACAGACUGACCGUCAACGUCUUCAACAAGCGGGGCAACGGCCCCAAUAGUGACCCUGUCACCUUCCAGACUCCAGAAGGAGGUAAAUAUUUGACAGAGGGCUGUGUGUACUCACAGGUUUACUACAAGGCAUAACAGUACAACAAUGCAAAGUUUGUCUAGCAGAUGUGAGGUAGUUAGUUGUGUGCUCUAGUAGUAGCCAUCUUGCAGUGACAUCACCCGCCCUGAGAACUGUAGUAGUGUCGUCACAGAACACAACAUGUUACUGUAAGUGAGAGUGUAUGCCUUAUACUGUAUAUUAAUACAUAUUAAGCAAACAGCAAAAUAAUUGAUUGUGUGCCUUGCUGAAAAAAAGAGGCUCAAAAUAUGUGAACGCUAAAGCCUAUAGAUUUCACAGCAAAGUAAGCUUAAGCAGUAUGUUCAAUAUGAUUAUGACGGAUUGUAGGCUGAAUGUGUAAUGUUUGUUUGUUUUUAUAUGUUUUGCCAGUUCCUGAACAAGUGCCCAUUCUGACAGUGUCAAACGCCCAGAGAGACUCUAUCACCCUGGUGUGGGCACCCCCCUUUGAGGCCAACGGCAUCCUUACAGGAUAUCUCCUGCAGUACCAACUCAGUAUGUACACACGACAACCCUAGUAUUACUAGAUGAGUAUGUACUCAUAUGACCACCCUACUAUUACUACAGUAGAUGAGUAUGUACACACAACUUCACCCCAAUAUUACCAGUUGAAUAUUACUUAACGUACACUCUUGACCUCCUAUUACCUAGCGGUCACUUUAGACUGGUCAUUUACUGUAGUACAGUUUGCUGUUGUUCCAAUAGCUGCACUAUCAAAACCUGCACUAGAUGGUGCUGUUUAAAUACUCAAUGUUCAAUUGGUUUCUCUCUAAAGCUCAGUUAUUGGUAUUGCCCACUGGCAGAGGGUUACCUCUAUAGGCAUUUAAAAUGUAAUUGCUGUUUACUAAAUCAAAAGAAGACAUGACUAGUGUUCAUAUGUGAUUGUAUGAUUUCUAUCACAUGGAAUUCAAAUAAAACCAAUCACAUCUUAUAUGAAGAGAACACAUCUUAUGGAGAGAACACUGAGGCAAGAGGCUUUCAUCACAUUCAUUACAUUUUCCUUUUGCCUGCAUAUUUUAUUUCCCUGACAUUUCUGGAGUCUUUGUGUGAAAUGUUAUGGGAGACCCUCCCCUGCAGUUGUUCUAGCACCCACUGAGCCAGUCGAGCGUCUGAAUGCAGCCAGCACGCCCUUUUCAGUGCUUGUCAUCAGAUAUCAGCAUUUCACUGAUAUUAAAGUACAAGGAGCCAGUGGGAAUAUGAGCAUUACAAUAGAACUGGUUCAGAGAGCCUAACAGGCUGGCAAAUAUAUUACAAUAAAAAAAAUUCAACAAGGAAAUCUUAUUAAACGUUAUCAUUGUAUAGAGGUAUCUCUUUAUGUACAUGCUGCUUCAGAGCAACUCAAAGUCUUUAGGAAUAACAUGGAAAGGCACUAAUACAGAAAAUAGGGAGACAGUGAUUUGUAAGUGCAGUAAUUGGAAUCUGUAAUCGAUGGGUAAAAUACUGUAACACUAACCUCUCCAUUUAUUUACCACAAGACCUGACCAUGAAAACUUCUGGGGCCUAAUUACAGCAUAUUAGUCAAGUCUUAUAACUAGGGCCUUGUUUUCCUCAUCAGCUCACAUAGUCAGCUCACAAAACUCCUUGCACAAAAGUCAAGACCUGUGUCAUGUGAAUGUUUGUGACUGUGAGCUAAAUUAGAUUUUCUCUGCUCCAGCCUCUCCAAACAAAUGUGUAUUUUUGUAUAUGUGUGUGUAUAUCUUCUUCUUGGGUGGUCCUCUGUAGCUCAGUUGGUAGAGCAUGGCGCUUGCAAUGCUGGCUUAGUGGGUUUGAUUCCUGGGACCACCCAUACGUAUUUUUUUUUUAAAUAGUUAUGCACGUAUGACUGUAAGUCGCUUUGCAUAAAAGCAUCUGCUAAAUGGCUUCUAUUAUUUUCUUCUUCUUCUAUAGUGAAUGAGACGUUGGCGGUGGGGGACAUGCAGGAGGUGAACGUCAGCAGUGCCGACACCACCCAGUGGCUCCUGCAGGGCCUGGGGGAGAUGAGCGAGUACAUGUUCUACCUGAGCGCCUGCACCAGGGUGGGUUGCGGACCCCAGCGCAUGGAGGAGGGUAGCAUGGUCACAGAAGCAAGUGAGUAGCUAAUCCACAGGGGGAUGGAUCAUGGUUGAGGGAGUUGAUGGCUGUGCUAAGCUCAAUGAAUACUUUACGCUACGCAACAUAACACUACGCAACGCAGCUACGGUUACUUGUAGUAGGCAUCGGUAUGCUUGUAUUACCUCCUCCUAGUGAGCUUGGCAUUCUAUCAACUGCUGCAUCAAAUAAGUAGCCUAUUUUGCAGUCAUGACCAAAUAUAAUCUCAACGACUCUUCAAACAAUAAUCCAAACAACAUUGUUGAUUUAUUAGCAUCCCCAAAAGGUUUUUUGUUUAGAAGUAAUAAUAAUGUGAUUCUAGGCUAUUUAAAAAUGGUAAAGCAGAAGUUUUUACAGCAGUUAUCUGCUAUUAAUUAUAAUUAUCUUGCCGUGAGGAAAUAUUUGGUUAUAUUUUUUUGCUGAAAUGGGAGCGAACGCAUUCAAGCAACAUAUCAAACUGGGAUAAUGUAGUAGGUUAAAAAUAGGCAUUAUUUAAUGAUAAAUGUAUUAUAUCAUAUGGGGGAGAUGUGGGAAGUUAAAAGGCUAGCUUGCUAGCAAAGCUUUGUUUUUAGCCAGCUAGCUAGCGAUCUGCUUUCUUAAGGAAAUUGAUGUUAGCCUACAACUAACUAGCAGACAAAACGAGGUAAUAUAAAAUUUACCUAAACUUUCUCCUACACCUGCAGAUGUUGUUUUGAAAUCGCAUCCAUUCAUGUCAAGCCAAAUACUACUACACAUGUAUAGCUUACACUACAGUGUUAUGCCAAUAAAUAUGCAAACAAAUAUUCAACAACAGCUUCAAACCCUUUUGUUGUUUUGUGGUUGACAUCUAGAUUAUGAGACAAACUGUGUACGCUGACAACUUUUAGCAAACAUCAGGCAGCCAUGUUGAUGAAGUUGAAUGAGAACUCAUUGUUGAGACAACCCAUUUUUGAAGUGUUGAAGGGAGUUGUAGUCUGUGCCUGCAGUCAGUGCUGCUAUUGAGACACUAUAGUUUCUGUCAUUAGUGAACAUGGUAGAGUAUAUGGCUCUGAAUGGAGAUAGAGAGGCCUAUUAGGCACGUUUUCCUUCCGGCCAGUCAUUGCAAUCAACAAGAUUUACAGUUUUUCUCGAUUGCUAAGACACAUUUCUUGAAAGCUGCUCUCCUUUUCACUUAACUGUGAACACAAAACCCAAUUUUCAAGCUACAUUCACAAAACCUCAGACUCUUCUUGCAAAACCAAACUUUCACCUCAAAACAGUUCAAUCUGUGCUCAAAACUGAACUAUGUUGUCAAAUCGUGCCCCGAGUCAAUCAAAAUAAAAAACACUACUGAACAGUCACUAAACACUACGUAGAAAAAUAGAAAACACAAUGCUCAGGACAUGAAGCUGGAGAAAUAAAUGUUUAUUGUUCACUGUAGGCUAAAUGCAUGUUGCAAAACAAAAAAAAACUGUGCAUUUAGAUGUAGCACUUGUAAAAACAAACAGAAAUCUUAUGCGUUUGCCACUUGUGUACAGUAAGCCCAUGUAAAAAUAAAGUACAAAAAUAUACAAAUAAGUGCAUUACUCAGCCACAGCAUCAUGUCUCCGUACUGGGUCAGGCCACAGGACUUCAUCCACAUCACAGGCCACAUUUUGUCUGGCCAGGCAACGGGGGGAAAAAAACCCUGGCAUGCCGUAUCCAGGCUUGGCAUGCCUCCACACCUAUGUCACCACAGGCAAGUCCCAUGGCUUGCAGGAGAUUUACCCUGGUGUAAGGUUGGCGUUCAUAUACCUUCCACCGCCAUGAGGAGAAGAAUUCCUCAAUGGGGUUUAGGAAAGGGGAGUACGGUGGAAGGCAAAGAUUGAUAAAACCUUGGUUCAUAUUGUACCACUCUCUAACCUGGAGGGCUCUGUGAAAACUCACAUUGUCCCAAACAACAACAUAGAUGGGAUGCUCAUCCUGCUGCCCUAACAAAGCAUCUCACAUGUGAUUGAGGAAAUUGAGGAGCUGGUGAGUGUUGUAGGGCCCCAGGUUGGCAUGAUGGUGGACAACCCCAUGAUUGCUGAUGGCAGCACAUAAUGUGACAUUGCCACCACGCUGCCCAGGAACACCAACAAUGGCCCGAUGGCCAAUCACAUUACGGCCUCUCCUUCUCCUUUUGGUGAGAUUAAACCCAGCUUCAUCUAUGUAGAUGUAUUGAUGGGGUCUUUCCAUUGCAUCCAGUUGAAAAACCCUCUGUAGAAAUAUAUAUAGUUUUGUAAGUGAUACGGAAAAAGUGAUUUAGGCCUCUACAGUAAAUCACUACUUAGAGUAAUCAACAUUGAAUGUGUCUGGAUAUAUGCCAACCUGUACAUACUGGAAUCUUUGCUCUUUGACUCUGUCUGAGUUGCGAUCAAAGGGCACUCUGUAUAGCUGUUUCAUGCGCAGUCUGUUGCGCUUGAGGACACGAUCAACAGUAGAGAGGCUGACACUGUUGAUACCCUCAAAAUUUAAAUGGUCCUCAAUGAUCUUCUGCUGAAUUUCGCUCAGUUUAAUGGCAUUGUUCUCACGGACCAUAUCAACAAUUAGGGUCUCUUGGUGUGGGGAGAACAUACCUGUCCUCCCACCCCCAUGUGGCAGUCUUUCAAUUCUACAAAAAGAGAACAUGGAGUUACAAAAAAUAUACAUGGAAUACUAGGCCUACAAACAGUUAGACCAACCCUCCAUUACAAUACUACAGUACAUUGGUACAGUGAUGUACUGAAACAUAUAUUUACUUACAGUAUACUGUGGUACAGUAUAUAGUAUGUCAUACAGUAAUUGCUGUCAACAUUUACAUACUGUACUAUAAUGUCAAAAAAAGGUAAUUACCUGUUCUCUUCUCUAAAUCUUCGGAUUAUGGUGGACACAGUGAAUCUACUGAUGUUUGGUUGUACCCUUUGUCCAGCCUCCCUCAUGCUCAUACCAUGGACAAGAACAUGGUCAAUCACAGUAGCUCUGAUUUCAUCAGAUAUUACUGUUCUUUGUCUUCGCUGACCACCUCAACCACCUCGACCUCCUCUCACACAAACUCUUCCUCUCAGAUUUCUAUCCAUUGUAGGGCCUCACAAACCAGUGCUCUCUGAACUGGCUUACUGUAUAUGUUCCCUCACAUCAUUAGCCACAAGUGUGAUCAAUUUUGAGUUGUUGUGUUCAAGUGGUGACACCUGUGCUCUAAUUGUGUUUGACUUUUGUCACCUGUGCUCACCAUUAUGCAGCACGGGUGCAUCACAAUGAAAAUGUGUUGGCAAGUUAUGUCUAAACAGGUGAAAAGCGCUUAUGGUUUUGCCAAAAGAGUGAUUGAUUCAAUCAGUGGGUUCAGGCAACUGAGCAUUUGGUUCAGACAAUAGGGUUUAGUGUUUUAGCAAUUGAGAAAAACUGUAUGUAUGGCAAUAGGGGAGCUGGAACACAAUGAGUUUGGAGACAUUGAUGGGAGGUGAUAGAGAGUAUGGAGUUGAUACUACAUACAAUGGAACAUUCAUGGUACUGUGAGAUGCAUCAUGGGAAUAUGGGAAAGAGGGGUGUGUAUGUUUUGUUUCUGUUUGUAUUUGAGUGUGGGUGGGUGUCUGUGCCUGAGAGAGAGAGAGAGAGAGAGAGAGAGAGAGAGAGAGAGAGAGAGAGAGAGAGAGAGAGAGAGAGAGAGAGAGAGAGAGAGAGAGAUGAGAGAGAGAGAGAGAGAGAGAGAGAGAGAGAGAGAGAGAGAGAGAGAGAGAGAGAGAGAGAGAGAGAGAGAGAGAGACAUGAGUGAGAGAGAGAGAGGAGAGAGAGAGAGACAUGAGUGAGAUAAAGAAAGAAGAGUAUGGUACACAGGAAAUAGAAAGAGAGAAACUACUGAGAAACUGAAUAAGAACAACAGCUGUGAUACAAGGACACAACAGCAGUGAUAUCAGAACAAUGUGUUGGACUCUUCAACUGGUCUAAAACCAUCUAUCUAUUUUUGUCUGUCUCCUCAUGGGAUAAUGGUGUAACAAAAAAGUGAAGAAAAAAAAUAGUAUGUUGAAUUUAAGACAAAUAGCUAAACCUCCUACCAAAAUUCCCUCAGAAAAACAGUGUUUCUCCAGAUAUUCAAUUACACUAAGUUCACAAAACAUUAGGAACACCUGCUCUUUCCAUAACAUAGACUGACCAGGUGAGUCCAGGUGAAAGCUAUGAUCCUUUAUACAUUUUUUAAAAAGAUUUUAUUUGAUAUUUUAUAAAGAAUACAAAACAUACACAUACAAAUUACUACAUCAUACAAACAUCAACUACAUCACACCUGCCCAGAACCACUAGCACACACCCCAAUCUCCAGGGCCUGCAUCACUUUCCGCCACAUGGCCACAAACUGCACCAUUUUGUUUCUCUCUGUAGCCCACGCACUUUCAAUAUUUAAAUAAUAAAUCAUUAGAUUUUUCCAUUGUGUUAAUGAUGGCGGAUUUCAAGAUGAGUGAUGAGAAGAGAAUCGUCCAACCCAUCGGGUAUCUCACUACACCCCCACAUCCCAUGUCUUGAAAUAUGCAGACAGAUGGAUUAAAAGUAAGUUUGCAUUGUAAUACUUCUGACAGCCAACUUUCUAGCUACGCCCACAAUUUCCGGACUUUAUAACAUUCCCAGAAAGCAUGGAUUAUUGAGUCAUUAUUAGUUUUACACUUAACACAUGACUGCCCUUGUGCUGUAGAGUUUGUGAAUUUUGUCUGUUGUAUAAUAAAUUAUAUACAUUAGUUUAUACUGGAUUAAGCGUAAAUUGUCGUUAACUGUAAUUUCGUUAGUUAUGCUCCAACUUUCCCUUCAUCUUGUGCCAACAUCAGUUCUUUUUAAGUCUUGGUUCUAAUAGUUUAUAUUUUUUUUCUGAGAGAUUGUCAGUUGGAUAUGCUCUCUGCAAGGUUUUGUAUAUCUUCCCUAUCAUAUGAACAUCCUUUUCUGACUCAAAUAAGAUUCCCUCAAGGUUGCUCUGAUGUCCAAAAGAUUUCAAAUCGAAAUUUCGUGAUGUGUAACUUUUAAGUUGCAUGUAUUUGAAACUAUCUACAUUGUUCAGUCCAAAAUUACUUUUUAAUUCUGUCAUGGAAAUAAAUGUAUUUCCUGUUACCAAGUCAUUCUGUGCCUUUAGUUGUCCAUGUGGACCAAUUUAUCAGUGAAUUCUGAAAAGCUAUCCAAGGAUUGUUCCAUAAAUUUGUGUUUUAGGGAGUGAUAUUGAUUUUUGUAGAAUACGUUUAAUUUUCUUUCCAUAUUUUUAUAGUGUUCUUAACUAUGAAGUUGUUAAUGUUUUUAGCUUUAUUCUUUGAAAAUAGACACGUAAAAAGAUUCUGGGGAGAAACAAAACAUUAAGAACACCUGCUCAUUCCAUGACAUAGACUGGCCAGGUGAAUCCAGGUGAAAGCUAUGAUCCCUUAUUAAUGUCACUUGUUAAAUCCACUUCAAUCAGUGUAGAUAAAGGGGAGGAAACAGGUUAAAUAAGGAUUUUUAAGCCUUGAGACAAUCGAGACAUGGAUUGUGUAUGUGUGUAUGUGUGCCAUUCAGAGGGUGAAUCGGCAAGACAAAAAAUGUAUUUGAAUGAGGUAUGGUAGUAGGUGCCAGGCGCACCGGUUUGUGUCAAGAACUGCAACGCUGCUGGGUUUUUCACGCUCAACAGUUUCCUGUGUGAAUCAAGAAUGGUCCACCACCCAAAGGACAUCCAGCCAACUUGACACAACUGUGGGAAGCAUUGGAGUCAACAUGGGCCAGCAUCCCUGUGAGACGCUUUCGACACCUUGUAGAGUCCAUGCCCCGACGAAUUGAGGCUGUUCUGAGGGCAAAAGGGGGUGCAACUCAAUAUUAGGAAGGUGUUCCUAAUGUUUGGUAUACUCAGUGUAAGCUCUUCAUAAAGCACAUUUCAUCAUGUCAGUUGUUUUGAAAAGGUCAAUGCCUGGCUUUAGUGUUGUGCUUUGUGUAUCACUAGCAUAUGUCUAUGACUGAUUAAAAAUGUACCAUUUGGCUGUCAUCAACAUUGAUAGAUGACGGUUGUAGUUUUUGUGUGUAUUAAUGAUUGAUUAUGGCUGUGUGUGUGUCUGUGUGUGUAUGCAUGCGUGCAUGCAUCCGUGCGUACGUACACGUGUGUAUGGUAUUUGGUGUUUGACUGUGCCUGGAGACUAGCUUUCCUCAUGUUUGUGAUGUGGUGCCUUAUUUGAACUCUUCUCCCUCUGAAGAUUUCUCCUCCACUCCAGCUGUGGCACCCACUGAGAGGAGUAUGUAUCAAAAGCCUCCAUAGGCUUCCUGGAUAGAAUACCAGAUACAGAUAGCGGUAGUUGUGGUAGUUGUGGUAGUAGUACCUUACCGGAAAUCUACAUGUUAAAAAUGUGUUAGAAAUACAUUAAUUACACAAUAACACAUUUUAUUGCAACACAUUGAAUUGUAACAUGUUGAAUGUAAAAUGCAUUCUACCCCAUCUUUGCUUUCACAAUUACCUUAAAAGCUAUAGUUUGGAGUGGAUUUUUAGUUCCUUAAUAUAUUUCAAAUGUUUUGGAAAUUGUUUAUCAAGUAAUUUCACAUGCCAUUGGAACAUGUUAGAAUUGCAAACGGAAUGUGUUAAUUGUGUGUGACAUUUCCGGUAGGGUAGUAGUGUGUUGAUAAUUGCGCUAAUGUUGGCCUAACAUUAGUAACAGUAUACCAGUGGUGUCAUGCCCAUCGAAACUAAAGAGGCACAUGCCCCCUUCCCGGCGGGCAAAACUGGUUGAAAUUAUGUCAUUAGAAUCUGUUUUACAAUUAUUUCGACAUCAUUUCAACCAGCUUUGCUCGCUAGUCUAAUUCUGGGAUUUAGGCUUGUAGUAAAACAAGAUAUGGAAUUAAUGCAAAAAUAUAGAAUUUGGCCAUCAGUGGCCCUUCAUAAAAAUGUGUUGAAUGACGCCACUGUAGUAUACAGUAGUGGUAGCAGCGUAAUUUCUAACCAUAAAUUGUCAUUUGUAAUUGGUGGCGAGAUAUCAAUUUGUAUAGCCUGGACACAUAAUUGUUUCAGCAUUCAAUAACACUACAUUGAUACCUGGCACUCAGCCUACCACUAGUAGACCUUCGUUGUAGAUGUUGUGUAAAUGUUGACAAAGUACAAUUGAAAUUGGUCAUUACGUAAACAAGACAAUUGUAGAAAUGUAGAAACUAUUUCAAUGGGUACAUUGGAACUUGAGGUGUGUCUUUCAUUUCAGGGCAGAACUGCUCUCUCAUUCCUCCCAGCUCGAUUCCUGUGAAUGCAACUCUUUCCUCCUUAGGUAUACUACAUACUCACACUUCUACUAUGAUGCUCCUUUGUUCCUUGCUAUAUUUCUAUUAUGAUUAAUUUUCCACUCUGUGUCUCCGACAACAAUACCAUUUCCAGACAUGAAGUUGUCGGAUGUAUUUAGAUAUUAUUGCAUGUGGGAUGUCAGAAAUGGCAGCUCAGAUGACUUGCCUACAUUCUAUAUCUCCCUGUACACCAAAUCCAAUUCCACACAAUCAAGUAGAGGCUGCCUGCCUUGCUUUCUAACAUUCUCCUUGAAGGGUGCCUAGUGGCUGCAGUGUUCUUUACUUGGGGGAUCCUAUUUGGCUUCACUACUCCUCUCUUCCCUGCCUCUCUUUUCUCUACCCUUCCUUUCUUCUCUCUUUAUCAGUCCCAGCCCUGUUGAACAUAAGCUCCUAUGUGAGUGACACCUUUGCAAAAAUCAGCUGGACUGCCAGGGACGAGCAACAGGACUCUCAGCUUUAUGUCGCUUAUAUGAAUAACCGUAAGCUACUCUCUAACCCCCACAGCUUAGUUUUCCUUAAAGUAGAACAGUGUGUUGCUCUGUUUUAAAUGUUGUUAUAUGUCAUAAGUAGGACUGUUACGGUGACUGUGUUACUGCCACACCGGCGAUCACGAGUCAUGAUGGCAGUCAAAUUCCAUGUGACCGUUUAGUCAUGGUAAUUAGGCUUCUCCAAGCUCUGAUGCUGCUGAUGGUCGUUAGUAGCCUACCAAACGUGCUAACUGCCUGGUACCCCACACUCUAUUGUCUCUCUAAUCACUCUGACAUCAAUGGAAAUGUGAUCGAAAAUCUAAUCAAACACUUCAUGAGAGCCCAUGAGCUCAUGUUGCGCAACAUUUCUACAGGCUAUGGAAUUGUGUGAGAAAACAGAGUGAUCGCCUCUAUUAAAAAGAGGAGGAUCCCAUCAGAUUUCUAUAGACUAGACCUACUAUAUUUAUUUCUCAACCUUUCUAAUAUUAAGCACAUUGCUUCUCUUUAAAACAGGAGUAAAGCCUACCUGGCUGGCAUGAAAAUGAACCACGAGAAAAGCGUCCUCCAUUCGCUAUUUAAGUGCAUAGAUGACAUGUAUUUUUUUUUUUGCUGCCCCUAUUUCGAGACAUGCAUGAUAAUGGUCAAUUCUAAAUCAAAACAAAUUUCACACAUACAGUAUAUGAUUUAGUAUAUGUAAAGACAAGAUUAAAUCAAGAAUAGUGUGAUGGGGUGACAAUAUUAGCCUAUCACUUCUGAAUGAGAUAUUAUCACUUGGGAAUGAUGCCCAGCUUAAGGCAAACAGCGCAUGCUUCUUUUUGGGCAACCUUUUCAAAUCAUAGUCGCACCUCAUGUAGCCUAGCCCAUAGGCCUAUAUGUUUUGAUAAGGUUUGUAUCACAACUAAAGUGGCCAUAUAACUUCUUAAAAAGAAGCACAUUAAUCCGCUUUACAAUGGGUGCAGAGCCUAACUGGCAUACAUACGCAGCUUUGAGUUUAAAGUUUGGGGAAGAUAAUUUUCACCAUAAAAAUGCCCCUUUAUAAUAAAAGCACUACAUGCAUAAUCGCAUUUGUGGUCACUUUUGAGAAUUGUGUUUUCCUGCUAAUGGAACAUUCUCGCUUAUAGCCUACUGCUGUGUGCACAUUGCUGCGCUUAUAAUGUGAAGAAAUAGCCUAAUAGUUUAUCAACAUUUUAAGCUAAAUGUUCUCAUCUGUUGCGUCAGGCUCAUUGCAUAAAACAGUUUUUUUUAUGCUAGUGGUUGAAUUAAUUUGGGAUCUAUCGCAUCCCACAACUGUCCCAGACUAUGUUUGGAAUAUUUAUUUCUCGCACAGAAUAGAAUAGGUCAACUUUUGUACUAUGGGGGAUAGUAGAUUGACAUAGGCUAGUGCUUUUGCUGUUCGUUAGGCCUGCUCAUCUUGUUGGCUGACGAAAAGUACAUGUGGAAAGUUCUUCCAAUAUCUUCAAUAUGCGCCACGGAAUUGGAUAAAGUCGCGCGCAGGUGCGUCCCCGAUGUGUCUGUCUUCACUUGUAGCCUGUGAGAAAGACCCAAUCAAGUGACUGAGAGCUAUGUGUGCUUCGGCACGCAGCGGGGAGAAUGGAAUUAUAAUUAUUAUAUUCAGCCCAAGGGCAUAACGGCUACUGGCCGCAAAAUGCAUGGAUUUUUUUAGGGGGAUUAUGGCCACACAAAGGGGAUGCAGCCGGGAAAUCCGAGGCAUUAUCAAGUGCUUGUCAAAUUGUGAAUGAUAUACUGAUGCCUUUCAUGCAACUUUUUACAAAUCGUCAUUAGUCACAUCAUGCAGCCUUAGAAUGUAAUAAAAAUCAAAACAUAUAGCCCAACAUUUGUAUCACAACUAAAGUUACAUAAAUAACUCUAAAUUAAGCAUAUAGGAGUACCUGUUUCUUUGUUAACCGCUCAACACAGAAUAGCCGCAUGUGCGCACUCCCUCUCGUUUGGAGAAAAUAUCCUUUCUAUUAUAUUCAGCUAUGUUCAAUUGCAUUCUUUAUACUAUAAAAUAAUGCUACGGAAUUCAGAGCAAAUCUUGCCUGCUAAAUGAACUAGUGUAGUCCACAGCCAUAUUGCAUAGCCAGAUCAGGGCCUAACAUAAGGACAUUGCAGAGUAUGCUAUUCUGUUCUUCUGAAAUAGACUACAUUUUCUUCUUAUCAUGUUUCUUUACACCUGUCUAAAAUAAAUAAUGGCAGUUAUAUUACAUGGAUUUAUUAUACUUUUUUUAAUGUAGAUGUUCCAAAGGUCUGCAUCAGUGGCUUGUAGGCUAUGUGUGGAAGACAGGAGAUGCUAAAUGUGUUUAUGUUCAUUAACGGUCAAUUACAGUGAGACCGGCAGUUAUUGCUUGACAAUCACCAGCUGACAAAAUGUCAUAACCGACACAGCCCAAGUCAUAAGUAUAUAUAGGGCUUGACUGUACUGUAUGCACGAACUGACUGCUAUUGCAUUUCAGUAACUUGCAAUGCAUUUAUACUGUAAACAAUGUAUUUUACAGUGUUGUGUUGUCAUAGAAGUAGUGUUUAGCAUGGCGAUAGUCCUUACUAUGUGCUGCUAGCCUGAAUAAUAACACAUGAUGAUGGUUGUGCGAAUCCUGUAGGUGAAGGUAACUGGAGGAUUUCAGAAGCAGUAAACACUUCUAAGAAUUUCCACAUGAUUGAAGGGCUGGAGCCUGGGACGGUGUACACUGUGCGUCUCAUGGCUAAGUCAUGGCUCGAUAAUGAUAGUAUUUUCGAAGACAUUAUACAGACCAGAGUCAAAGGUAAGAGAGAAUAGUCCCAUGGUGUGUAAUUGGUAGCCAUCAACUGUCAUUUCCACCCACAACAACUUAAUUCCACAUUGACAAGCAUUUAUCGACAAUUAUCGACAGCGUCUGUGGUGAGAAGUCCUUCAUUUAAUAUUAUUUUAGAAGUGAUUGACAAAUGUUACCAGGGGAAAGUGAAAAAAACUAACAAUGGGGGAUAUCAUUGUACUAUGGAGGUCUGUUGAGAAAAAAUUGUUAUUUUCAUGACCUCAACUGACUUCCAUAUGGUUCAUAUGCCAAGCAGUUUUCCUGCUAUCUGUUUUCUAAUGUACUAGUUUUUAUAUGAGUUGUUUAGGGAAUGGGACAAACUAACCCCAUGUGUCUGUUUGGGGUGGGUUAGGUUUGGCCAGUCUUCACGGGGGAGUUUCCACCCAGGGCUGGUUCAUCGGGAUGAUGUGCGCCAUGGCUCUCCUCACCCUCACCGUGCUCAUCGCAUGCUUCGUGACCCGCAACAAAGGUGGCAAAUAUGCAGGUACGCCACCUCACCCAAACAUGUCUUCCAGUGUCCAAGGUCAGUUUCAUCUUUGAACAUCACCGGUUUUGGUGUCUAUUUAAUUCAGUAGAGGAAAUAAAUUGCUGUUCAACUCGUCAACCGAACAUUACCCUAUUGUUUUCAACUGGGAUUUUUUAUUUAUUCACAAAUGUAAUGUCUGUUAAUUUAUUGAUUGAGUGAAAUCAAAAUGGACCCCAAACCUGGCCAACAGCUUCAGCUGUGUGGUAAUGCACUUUACAUACUGUGCAUGCCAAUCCCUCCACGCAUGUGGGAAAUCAGACAAACCCCAUUCAACCCUGUGUGUGAACCGUCAGCGAGGUGCUAGAGGCCUUCUUUCCGUCCCAAUUGUCCCUUCUCUCUGUGCUGUGGCCCUCCUGUCCCAGCCCGGCACCGCUGAUUACUGGGGUUGUCAAAAAGACAGGUUGGAAUCAGCUGGCUUUGUUCCCCCUCUCACCUGCACCAGACCCCGGCUCUUCUCUAGCCUUUGUGCACCCGUCUCGGCCUCACAAAGGUGCUGCUGUCGCACCCACUCUCUUUCGCUCUCACCACUCCUCCCCUCUCCACCUGCGGGAGCUGUUGACAUGAACACUGAAUAUUUCAUCACCCCUGGAUUCCCUCCUUUACUUGUCCUCAUGCUUUUCAUGAAACCCCUCUCCUUUGUCUCUCUCGAAAGCCCCUUUACUUUUUAAUCAUAUUUACACAAGGAGCUGUUGGAAAUCAUUUUGUACAGAUGCACAAAAGAGCACUCAGGAUGGUUGAGGAGAUAUUUUUGGUCAUUUGUUGUUUGUUGUUCAUAUUUUUCUGUGGUUUCAACAUUGAGAAAAUUACACAUUUGUGUUACACAUGUGUUGUGACAUACAGGUAACUGCCAAAAUAAAGGAAACACCAACAUAAAGUGUCUUAAUAGAGCGUCGGGCCACCACGAGCUGCCAGAACAGUGUCAAUGCACCUUGGCAUAGAUUCUACAAGUGUCUGGAACUCUAUUGGAGGGAUGCGACACCAUUCUUCCACGAGAAAUUCCCAUAAUUUGGUGUUUUGUUGACUGUUGUGGAAAACGCUAUCUCAGGCGCCGCUCUAGAAUCUCCCAUAAAUUUCAAUUGGGUUGAGAUCUGGUGACAGAGACGGCCAUGGCAUAUGGUUUACAUCGUUUUCAUGCUCAUCUAACCAUUCAAUGACCACUUGUGGCCUGUGGAUUGGGGCAUUGUCAUCCUGAAAGAGACUACUCCCAUCAGUAUAGAAAUGCUUCACCAUAGGUUGAAGGUGAUCACUCAGAAUGGCUUUGUAUUUAUUAGUGUUUUUGUUUACCUUGCCCUCUUGAGUGGACCUAAACCUUACCAGGAAAAUGAAACCCACACCAUAACAGCUCUCAACUCAAGUAUUUCCUUUAUUUUGGCAGUUACCUGUUCAUAUAUGAAGCUUCUCAGAUUUCGCAUGAAAACUACAUUCUUCAUAGAACCCUCUGUAAAUUGUUCUACUUAGAACCCUCUAUGAAGGUUUAAUCAUAGAACCCUCUAUGAAGGGUUCUACCAAUAACCUUUUUAUCUCUUACAUACAGUAUAUGUAAGAGAUGAAUCCAAUCUGUUAGUAGUUAGACUUAUUUCACCCUUUACUGAGAUGGCUGUUCCAGUUUAGAUGAUUUAGUAGUCUCAUUAAUCAAUCUUUCCUACCCUUUCAGUCAUUCUGAAUGUGGGUUGCAGGACUUGAAUGCCUGAUGUGGCCUGUAAACCAGGAGUUUCAGACUACUGUGUUAGAGUAUAACUAGGCCCUUGAAGAAAGGCCUUUGAUAUAUGUAAUGUAUUGUCAUAAAGAGUUUAAUUUUAAAGGCUAAUAAGGGUGGUUGAACCAUAGGGUUCUAGGAGGAACCCUUCAAAGUUAAAAUAGUUAUUGGUCGAACCGUUCGUAGAAGGGUUCUAGGAAGAACCUUUAGAUGAUUGGUAGAACCAUUUAUAGAGGAUUCUAGGAAGAACCCUUCAUACAGUAGAGGGUUCUAGGUAGAACCCUCUGAAAAGGGUUUACCUAGCACCAAAAAGGGUUCCCCUAUGGAGACAAUCUGAAGAACCCUAUAAAGGUUAAUCCUAUCACUCAAUAUCUCAGGGAUGGAAUGCAUUCAAACAUGUACUCCUGGAAAACCACACUGCUUCUUCCUGAUUCAUGUCAUUUGGUCAAUCAAAAUAAUCAUGUUUUGUACUGUAGGUAGGACCUGCUUUUUCUCUGUGCAGGGACAAUGUUACUUUCUCACAACUGGGAUCUGCCACAGUGUCGUUUUGAAUGAUGUCCGGUUACAUUUUCUAUUAACUUUCAUGAAUAAGACAAUAUAAAUGCUUAUAAAUGUGUAAAAAUGCUUAUAAAUGCUUUAUACAUUAUAAUACAUGUUCCUAAUCUUUAUGAAUGGUAAUGCUUGUAAUGCUUAUGAAUUUAUAAAUAAUUUUUCAUGAAAAUAUUAUGAAGUGUUACCCCAAUCUCCUUCCCUUAAAUGUAAUUGAAUAAACAUUAUAAGAGUAUGUAUAGAGCUUUCUGGUAGUAGCCUAAUAGAACAUGUUUCAAUCUUACAGUAAAGGAAAAGGAGGAUCUCCACCCUGAAGUUGAGUCCCAGGGCAUGAAUGAUGACAUAUUCUGUGAUUACAGG
Messenger RNA from Coregonus sp. 'balchen', 49358 nucleotides. NCBI's taxonomy places the organism in Eukaryota, Metazoa, Chordata, Actinopteri, Salmoniformes, Salmonidae. The record is from the annotation of a GenBank genome assembly.